AUGCGCCGCGCCGGGGCUCAUGAUUUCUCCAUCGUCCUGGCCGCCGCCGUUUGUUGUUUUAUCGGCCAACUGACGCUCGGCAUCCACAUAAGUAAGCCCGUAUACGUUGUGUUGCUGUUAUUAUUAUUUUAUCGGCGCGCACACCUCGCCGGUACGCCGUAUACGACCGGGUACGCGGUAUUAGCGGCACGGUGGCGGUCGCGGUCGCGGUACAGCGGCUCGGGUAUUACGUACGCGGGGUUGGCGGGGGCGUCGUGGGAGAGGAACGCGUCUUGGUCCAUCUGGCGGAGAUCGUUCUCCCCGUUCCCGUCACCUCACCGCCGAGUUAUUGGCCUCCGUCGCCGGCUGUCGCUGUUCGCCCCCCUCCCCCCUCCCCUCGCGGUGUCUCCGCUCCCCGGGGUUAAUAACGAAACAAUAAAAACCGUCUACCACACCGCCCGCCGCGACCGCUAUGAUGCGCGGCGCGGGCGAAUUUCGCACGGCCGAACGCUCGCGCACACACGCCGACGUGUGUGUAUUAUUAUGAUUUCGCGUACACUCGUACGCAUAUACAGGGCGAUUGUUUUUUCGCGAACCUGCGAUUAACCGUACGCCGAAUCAACCGGCGAAUCCGCGGCGCGUAUCGUCACGCCAUUAGAGUGUACCUCUGUAUAGAGAACCGCUUGACCGCGAAGCGGCGUACGAUAUUUUCGCGAAUCCGAUAGCCCGUACAGACACUGGUAAACUCGUGGAAAUCCGUUCGUGCAAACAGCGAACAAUUAUUUCGGGUUUUCAUUUUGUUCAGAUUCGGAGCGUACCGAGGAACGUAUCGGUUUUCCAAAGACGUUUGAUUUUGUUUUAUUGCGCGAACAACUUUUCACCAGAAAUAUUGCUCGGAUGUUUCAAGUGUAGCACAUAUCCCGAGAGGAAAUUUUAUUCGAUCGGUACUUUGAAGAGGUCGUUUUUUGUUUGAUAUUUAAAAAAAUAUUGUUUUCAUAAUAAUCGGGAAACUUAUACGAGAAACUUCGCUCCAAAUCGUUUUUCAUAAGCAGUAGUUUAUCGUCGUAUAAAUUAAAUUCCCCUUUAUAAAUCCUCGCUACUCAAUCACUCACCUAAAAUAUGUACUCCUAUCCAUCGUGCGAAGUAGGUGUCCGUCUUUUUUAAAUUUUUUUUUUUUUUUUUUAAUAACGAUUUGCGUAUUAGACGUCGGUCGCCGGUACACGUGUCGUCGACGUCGACGAGCUUAUCGUCACCGCGAAAACCGACGAGGUCGCGAAAUGCGAAAAAUGCGUGUAAAUUUUGAAAAAAAAAAACUCGCGAUCACCCCGUACACACGUGUGUACCGACGGCCGUAGUCGUUCUCGGAGUUGCCGGAGUAAUCCGAACUCGGGGUCGGUCAGCGGCUGGGCGAUUUUCUGGCGGCGGUGAAAUUCAAGCGCGGUCUCUCGCCCCUCUCGCCGCCUCGCGGAAUAAUAAAGCCGUUUUGCGCCCGCGACCAUUAAAUUCAAAGUGCGCCGCCACUGGGUGCACCGGGAUAUCGUAUAACUCGCGCGAUACACGCGGUUUCCCCCCAAGUACACGUCUAAUGCCCGAAACGCGAACGCCGUGAACCUCCGGCCAUGUUAUACGCGCCCGUUUCGAGAGGUGUAUAAUAAUAUCCGAAACGGAAGGACCCCGCGGCCGGCGUGCCUAUCGUAUGGUUUUUUUCUCCGCCGUGUACAUUUUUACGACGGAAACGCGCCGUUCUUCUUUAAUGCCGUUGUCGUUUUCGCCCGGCGUUGUCCGUACGUUUCUCUCCCCCCCCCCCCCCCCCCCUCACCCACCCUUCCGGCAACGAAAGCCGAUCGGAAGGCCGCGGCGCUUUUCCGUUUGGAAUAUUCCUCGGGCACAAGUGAUGGGGACCGAAAACGGAAUUCCGACAAGACCCGCCGACGUGUAUGAUAAUGAAAUAACAAUACUGCGUGUUGCCUACGCGGCGCCGUCGCGGUACGGUUCGAAACCGUAGUUGGCCUCGUUAAAAAAGGCUGCAUCCGAGUCGGGUCCCGGGCAGGCCUGUAGUCAGAUCAGUUUUUCAAGGAGGGCGAACCUAGUUGUAAAAUGGACGUUAGGAAAAAACAAUAUUACGGCUCUUCACUCUCGUAUCUUAUUUCCGAUAUAACGAUUAAUUCGAAAAUUUCCGUAUUCCGAUAAACGAUUUAGGGAGGGCAGAGAUCGGGUAUAUGGGUGGAAACACUUCCUAUUGCCAACCGUGGAUCCGACCUUGGUCCCGGACCCUAGUGAUUUCCAUAGGUAGUACACUAGUCGGAUCCCAAUCAAUUUCCAAGUGCUAUCCUGAUUGGGUCCCGGCUUUCGGUAGAUAAUAUUAUACUAGUUGGGUCUUAACAUUUAAAAGCAAUGCAAAUAUUUUCCUUCUUAUUUUUACAGACUUAGGACUUUGGAUUCAUUUCGCCAAUGAUUUUUUUUUUCUGCCGUUUAAUCAUUUAAACAUUUUUCUUUUCGUAAAAUACAAUUUUCGGUCGUUUUUUUGGAACUUCUCAUUUUGUAAUUCAAUGUAAUUCGGGUACUUUUUAAAACUUCUUUCUACCGGUAGAUUUUUAGACGAAUAUAACGUAUUAUAUUUUUCUGAACUUCUAUACUAUUGCAUUAGUUAAUAUUAAUAUUAUGGCACUAGACGACUAGUUUACUGCCCGCAUUAACUUGGGAUCCAACUAGUGUAGAUUUUUGAACGUGAUGAUAAACCAUUGCUGACGAAAAACGAUUCUAAACAGAGUAUUAUUAGUCAUUGUAUUAAUCGUAUUAAUCAUUAUUAGUCGAAUUAAUUCGGAAAUCGAUAAUAAAUGAUAUUAAAAAUGUCCGGGUUUUCAAUUUUUUUUUUUAAAAAAGUAGAUUUUAUACUCGGAAACAUGUUCGUUAAAAAUAAAAGAACGCAUAGUAAAGCCAAUACGUUCAUCCUUUCGCUCAAAAUCUAAAAUGCGUUAAUUUUCCGGUCGUCAAAUUUAUGUUCCUGAUAUCCCUGUCGGUCCAUUUCGAAUCGAUUAUAAAAUCAAGAAGAUAAUAAUCAACAAUAGGUUGUUAAAAAAAAAAAAACCGAAAUCGCGGAAAAAGACACUUCAGCAUAAUAUAAGGUAUAAUUUAAAUUCGAAUCAGACACACAAAUAAUACAAUAAUACUUUUAUCUGUAUCCCGUAAUCCAGUCAUUUAUUAUUAUUUUUUUUUUUUUCAUGAGACACGGAUAAUAUUAUAACUGACACAACGCACUGAUCGUCUCUUUAUGUUUAAUACCGUCAUCUAAUUUUGUAAAAUUUAAUCACACAUAUUACGGCUAUUCGUUUUUAUAUCAAAUUGAAUGGCUGCUUUAUGAAAUUAUCGCCAUCUGUCUUACUGAUAUUUACUCGAUUUCACAUAACACGACAUCAUCGAUCGAUGAAAUUAUUAUCACGUUGUCUCCUCCUAAUUUGACGGCUUAAAAUUAUUUUCUUUAAAACGCCAAUCGCAUAUAGACGACAAUCGAAUUCACUUGGAUUUGUCCGUCCUGUCCGACAAUUACCAAUACGAAUUAAUCGUUACUCUCGUAAAUUGUAUUAUUUUCAACGACUGUUUUGGAUUUUCAAAUCGAUUUCUUAUUGAAAACUUGAUAUUUUUCAACGUUACGACGACAUAACGACUUAGAACAGACGAUUGAAAUAUAAACUGUAAAAUGUCAGUACAAAUAACACGCAUUUCUCGUUUUAUUAUCUUAAUAGUGAACACGUUUCUUUUUUAAUCGAGUUUUUACGAAAUUAGAAUUGUUUUACAUAAUUUCGUUUGAGUAUAAACGAUUUUUUCUACCGUUUCAAAAAAAAAGAAAAAAAACAUUCUCGCAAACAGGAUGCCGCGUGGUUCCACGAUAUUAUUAUAAUUUAUUGUAAUAGUAUUAUAUCAAAAAGUAAGCAUCGCGCCUCGAUUACAAUAUGAUUACAUGUAAAAACAUCGACUUACAGAGAGGGAAAAAACAGAUGUUUUCAAGUGCUUACCUAGCGGGAAUGACCAACAUAAUAUUGAAAUAUCGGUUUAUAGAUAUGACCCCGUUCGAUACAGACGAUUGUCUUCUUAAAGAAUAACCGACGGUACAUGCAAGAUUUCAUUGUGUUAAAUGUCGCACUUAGAAUAUUUAAACGAAAAAAAAACCACAAACUCAUCAUUGUAAAACGAUAUAAUACAAUGAAUUCGAUAAACCGAUAUAUAUUUUUUCUCCGUCUGAAGUAUCGAUGAUCGAUAUUAUAACUUCUAUAAUGGCAAAUCCUACGUAAAUUAAAUCGAAUAUCAAAUAAAACGAUUGGCGUAUUACUACUUGAAAAGGCUCUAUCAACCGAUAUCUACCAAUCAAACAUAACGAUUUAAACUCAUAUAUAGAAUUAAUUUCGAAAUGUAAUUUUCAACUCCUUUCUCCAAAUACUUUUCUCGUGUAAAUAUUAUUAUAAUACGUACGCAACAACAAUGCGGUUCGCGAGCUUAUUUCCCUUGAAACUAAUGUCGUUUAGAUACACGGUGAUUAAUUCCGACAUAGUAUAUAAUAUUCGUGUUCAAACUUUUUAUCGUCUAAUAGCCGUAUAUAAUAUAUUAUAUUACACGAGCACUCGGUGUAUAAAUUACUAUUAAAAUCGUCCAAGUUUGUUAAACUCGUAAGACUUACUGCAGUUAUCUGCUGCGAAUAUAGACAAGUUUGCAAAACGAAAUUAAAGACAGCGAACCGGCUAAAUUGCGUAAAAACUAUACAACAACCAUUUCGAGAACGACCGUACGUACACAUACCGUAUAACCGAACGAGAACAUCUUCGAACAUCUUCAAAUUAACCGCGUGAACGCAACGUGCAUUAAUUUAUCGUUAAAUAAUAUUACUAUCGUGCGAUACGAUAAUACAAUAAGCGCGUUUCAUUAAACGAGUGUUAUACACAAUAAAAGUGCUUAUGUUUCGAAACGGAUUUCCAGAUUUGUUUUGAAAGAAAUAAUAAGCUAAGCGUGCAGGUAGUAUUAGUCAGGUAGGUACCGAUGUAUUUGUUGCGAAAUUGAUUUAGGUGAAACACGCGAUGGUGUGAAAUGUGCGGUUUCGGUGUAUUGGUAAUUAAGUUGCGUUUUUCUAAUUUUCUCUCGUUCCGAUUAAAACAAACGCUUGCGUUGAAAGCGGUUAAAGGUGAAAAAGUAAAUUUUUAAAACAGGGGUUGCGUUUUAGGUGGGAAGUUUAAAGGUAGGAUAUGUAAUUUAGUUUAAAAAAUUAAACAAAGGUUGAUAACUUUCGUAAACAAGAUAACAAGUGAAACAUUAACGGAGAACAAGAUACAAUAUUAUAAAGAGCCGCAAAAAUAAACACAAGAAUGUAAGAAGGAUAAAACGUAUAUAUAAAAAAAAAAAUAGAAUUCAAUUAUACGUUUGUAAUGUCUGCAAAAAUUCUCGAUGAGUCGUAUAACGAACGAAGAAGAAGAACAUGGUAGUUCUGAUUCCUGAACACAACUAUAUGUUAUGUAUACUUAAUCAUUAUCUGAUCUUCGAACACUUAUAACGAAAACAAAUGUGUGAUUUUAUGUGUAACUUUUUAGUUGCCAGUAAAAACAAUAACAUUAUUUCCUAAUGAUUCUAAUGACCAUAAGUAAAGAGACUACAGUGUUAAUAACUUUUAAAAGAAAGAUUCUUGUUUAACUGUAUGUAUAUAUAUAUACGAUACGAAAACAGGAAAGUAUGAAAGGAAAACUAACGUGGACAUCGGACGGUACCGAGGAAAGUACAAUGAUACCAGUAGCACCUAUUUAGCAAUGAAAAUACUAAAAUUUGCAAGAUUAAUUUAAGAAGGUUCAAUGCCUGAGGUGUAUGGGUUAUAUGUUAUAACAAAACCUCCCAAUCCACUCUUAAAAAGGAAAAAGAAAUAAUAAUCAAUGUACUCGAAAUAUUGUGUUCAUUCGGUUCAGGAAAAAUAAAAUAAACAAUUCAAAUUCAAAACACUAUUGUAACGUGGGAUAAGUUUGAAGAUAGCAAAGGCAGAAUAGCAUAUUUUACACUAUUCAAAUUCUUCAAAUCCAAUCUACUUUUCAAGAAAAACUAAAUCAAGAUAAUAUACUAUAAUAGUUAGAUCAUAGACAAAAAUAUGGAAAACGACAAAUAUCUACAUAUAUGUCCUUGUGUAAGAAGAUGUAGAACGUUCGAAAAAAAAAAUAUUGAGAAUAAUAUGCGGACCGGUUCGUGGCACCGAACAUGGACAGAGUGAGAAGGUAAAGGAGAAAUUGACCUUAGUCCCACUCACUAAAUACGUUAGAGACGAAGACCGCAGCAGCUGAUACAUGAGAAGAAGCGACGAAGAAACCACCGGAGCCGUUACGGAACGGAAACCGCAGUAGCGAAAAGACUUCGAGACAGUACAAGAGGAUCGCGAGACUCCGGGAGCGCGAAAACGGUAAGAAAUCGUCGGAGAUCGGGAAAACGGAGCGGCAUAGUAAUAGGAAGGAGGGGGAAAAGACUCUAAUGAGUUUCUCCGCGAGAUCGCAGAAGAAGAAAUCGAUGUUAUCGUAAUAUACGGUUCGCCCGACCCGUGCCACAUAAAUUGUUGAUAUUAUUUAAAAAAGAACUCGCCGCGAACCGGGGAAGAUAGCGAUUGUCCGACGACAAUAUGACGGGACGCUACACGGGCCGGUGCGGCCGGUCGAGGAGCGGACGAACGUUUCGAAUAAUAAGCUUUGCGCGGGGAUUAAAAUUAUUUAGAGCCACCUCGGAGGGUCACACUGCAACGGCGCGUAAUGGAUUUCCCCGCACUAAUAAUACACACACGCACGGGUCACGGGCGUCUAAAUCGUCAUCGGUUCCGCGGCCGUUUUAUAAUAUUAUUGUCGGUCGGGUCCCCGUGAAUAAUUUAACCGAGAAUUCGCGUAUAAUAUAAUAACGGCGGUGACGAUAGCGACGUCCCCGCGAAAUAAUAAUAAUAAUAUAUGUACAAGUGUCCCGUUAAUCUGAUCGCGUAAGAGGAUUUCAAAUUAUUAUAAUAUAUACGCGAGAAACGCGUACGUGUGUACGUGUGUGCAUUAUAUUGUUUUUAAAUCCGGGGAAUACUUCGCGGGAGAGGACAUGUGUAAACGGACACACGAUAAGGUUCGCGACGGGGGGGGGGGGUUAUUUACAAAAAAAAAAUACAAAAUACAAAACAAAAAAAAAAAAAUAAAAACGAGGGCUCUUUAUUUUUAUUAUGCGUACGCGGGACAUAAUGAAAUAUAUACGAUGGAAAAAAAAUGUAUACAUUAUGCACUCACUUUAUUUGCCACCGCGCGCGAGUAUUUUUUUUUUUUUUGCCAGACGUUCUCCUUCCUUCGGGGCAAGGUACGCGGCGCGCGGGAAACGAGAGACCAAAAAAAGAAAAAAGGCUGAGAGAAAAUCCCUUCAGCAGCAGCUGGACGUUCAAAAGCGACUCGCACGGCGACGGCGUGUGAGGGAUGAAAUGAAAAACACUACACCGUAGUAGUGUAAACAUUUUUUUUUUUGUGUAAAUUUUGACAUUAAAAAACGGUUUAUACACUAUCGCCCGUUUUCAUUUUUUUUUUCCAAUUAUUAUCUCGACGGUAAAAAUACAUAUCAGGUUUAUCGGAAAAUUGGGCAAUUCGCGCCGCGUGAUGGAUAAUUGAAUUAGCCACUCGACUUUAUACACACUAAAGGACCCCGCGUGACACAUGACCCGAAAAAUAUCUGCGGGAGGCCGGAUGGAAAGAAGAGAUGCGAAUCAACGGCAGCAAAGUACUUUAUCUUAAUAGUUUUUCGUCGUCCCCUCCUGCCGUGACAUUGUGUCAACUUACUGAUAGUCGCCCCUACCAAACAAAACAAAAAAAAAAAACUCCUCAAAAGCAAAUUUACCCACAAAAGAUUUCCCAAAAGACCGGGGGUGACAGUGCAGAGAGGUUAUGCGAAAAAAACGAAACUUAAACUUUUAAUUUUUCCAAUUUAUUGAACCGCAAAUUUCGAAUGGGAAUCCAAGUGCAGAUGUCGCAACGUUUACUAAUUAAGAACGGGAUGGUAUAGUUCAAUGUUAAAAAACAAAAAACGACACGAAAACUUGUCCUUUUAUUGUUCUAAAGAAAUUUUGUGCCCGAUUGUUAUUUUUUUUUUUUCUGUUCAAGAAUAUACAUUUUUAUCUUAAAAUAUAAUGAACUUUUCUUUUUCUCGUCCGACUUUUUAGAUAUUUUCAUUUUUUAAAUUUUUUACCGAAAUAUUUACUUACAAUCUGAACAAGAUGCAUAACUGUUCAAAAACUAUAUAAAAUAAUAUGGAUCUUAUUUCAUUAUUAUCUCUAAAGGAAAAAAAUCUAUUUAUAUUGUUUUCUUAGUAAUCGUGUUGGAUAUAAUUUAAAACUGCAAUUAAUUGUAUAUACGGUAAAUCGAUAGAAUUCGCUCAUAAAUUUAUAUGGAUAUUUAAAUAGAAAAACAUUUUUAGGAAUACAUAACGCUCGGUUUGUUUUAUGUUUCCUGUAAACUACAAUGUUAUGCUUUAUAAGUGUAUUUUUUCUUAUACGGACUAGAAAAACGAGAAAUAAUUUUUCCGAGAUAAAUAAUUGAGUCGUAUAAAUUAAGGAGAUGCGACACUUUUUAAAUCGUAAUUUGUAUAUUUAUUAGAAACAAUAAAUAAAACGUAAAUAAAUUAGUUGGUUAUACAUCAACCACACAGGAGUUCGGAUAUCUAAAGUAUACAAUAUUCUACGCUUACCUAUAACAAAUCUGGAACAUUUUAAUUAUUUUUUAGCCCUAUUUUUAACAAUUAUAUGAUUGGUAACGAAUAAAGGUUUCCUUUUGCUUAUCUAGAUAAUUGUUAAAAUAACCAUCUAGAAAAAGAUAAAAGAUUCAUAACAAUUCAAUUAUCUUAAUAAAAACACGAGUAUACAAUCGGCACAUUCGCAGUAUCCAAAAGAAGCAAGAAUGUAUCAGAUUUUGUACACGUCUAGAUUGGAUAAGGAUUACCGUGUGAUUAAUUGAACUUAGUAAUAAUAAAUUUUAAUUAAACCAUAAUUAAUAUGAAUUAAAUAUUUCACCUUUAUUAUUUCCAAUAAAAAUAAUGUGUAAGAAAGUUUAAAAAGAUUUAUAUCUAGAUUAAUUCAUCUAGACAUUUUACUUCAGGUACCUACCGGCUUAUUUCUCGUUAAUGUAUACAGAUACAAUAAAAUAUAAACAUAUGUUGACCUACCUAUUUAAAUUAUUUGUCUAGAUAGACACAGAACACUGCAUAAUAACGUUCGUUCAUAUUAAACUGAUUUUAAUGAUUUUUCAGUUCCGUUAUUAUAUAGAUUAAAAAAAAAAAAAAAAAAAAAAAAAACGCUUCCCAUGAAAAGGAUAUCCCGUAAAGAAAAUUCUGCAAAGUAAAAAUAACGGACCCGAUACGUGUCCAUACAUCAUGAUAUUUUUCUCCGGUAAGUGUAUUUAUCCCACGGCAAAAAAAAAAACAAAACAAAACAAAUCACUUCGGCGUGUAGCCGGCCAUCGUCGGCGCGUCGUUUAUUAUUUACACGGAAUUCUUUUCACCGAGAUAAAUAAUAUCCAUACGAUAUUCUGUCCCAGUGGCAGUAUAUCAACAAUUUCUGUAAAGUUCAUUUUUUUUUUUUGUUUUUUUUAUUUACUCCGCUGCAAACAAAAUAUUUCCAAGUCAGUGCAUUUUAAGACUAUAACGUGUCACACGCGUUUCGUUUAUUUAUUUAUUUUUUUUUUUUUAAUAACGUAUUAUCGUAUUAUACAGGUCGUUUAUAAUAAUUGUAUAUAAUACAGAAAGUUGAAAACACAAUGUAGAUAUUAUGGCCCCUAACGUAAUGCGUAGUGAAAAUAAUAGUAAAAAACCCCGUACAUUUUUAUACAAUUAGUUUCAUAGAAAACAUUUGAUAAGCGUUGAAAAUCUAAAUUUUGACAAAACCGGUGAAAACAGCGAAAAAUGUAUAAAAUGAUUUUGAUUAAUUUAAAUCUAAGAGAAUUGGCGAUAGACGAAGAUGUAUAUUUCAGUAUAUUUAAACAACACGGUCCGACAAAACUUCGGGAAUUGUGUUUUACGGAUCGGAAUUUUAAAAAUAGAACGCGGUUUUUCAGAUUCUUCUAGGACAUGGUGAAAAUAUACAUGUUGAUUAGUUUAAUGGAAAUUGAAAAUCGUAAAACAAUGCGAUUGUCUUUUCGAUAUUAUACUUAAUUUACUUUGUUUCUUAUUCACAAUAAAAAAUAAAUAUUUUCACUGUCUCUAGUGAAGAACCUAAAGAAUCGAAAAUAAUUGUCCAACGCUGAAAUCCCUCAAUAGGAAUUUGUACGGUCUGCAGACUGCGCCUCGCAAACCGAAAAAAUAAUUUAAUUGAAGCGGUCAUUAAAAUGCGAAAACGAGUUUGAAUUUCACGAAAUCUGAGGAAAUUUCGGUAAACCGUCCUUUAAGCCGGAAUAGAAAAAUAUCGGUUUAUCGUUACGCUCGGGAUUCUCGCCGAGUCAUUGUCCGAUUACCUCUCUCUGACAUCUCGUCCGCACGCAGUCGGUCCGGUCUGUUUACCGUACUGUUUUCCGUCUUCUUUUCGUUCCGUUUGUCGGCGGUCGGGGGACGGGGUGGGGUGGGAGGCGGAGAGAUAUCUGAAAAAUAUGAAUUUAUUUGUAUGAAAAAAAAAAAAAAAAAUACGCGCAGAGAGCGCGUCUCCGCGAAAAGGGCCCGGCCGCGCCGCCGUUCUCGAUUUAUUGUUUGCCCGCUCGCGGCUCCGUGAAAUAUUGACCCGUGCGCUCCCGCAGACUGUUUACGAUUAUUAUUAUUAUCGUCAUUGUUAUCAAUAUUAUUGUUGUUAUUGUUGUUAUUGUUGUCGUCAUUCCCGCUUGUUGACUCCCGCGGUAUUGUAUGAUCGUGCGUUUGUAUAUCCGAUUUACUGACGGCCCCGGCGUGUCGGUCGCGUCGCGUGUGCGUGCGCGCGUGCCGACGGCGCACGCACACGCGCGCAGUCCGGAGUUCCCCGGAUCGCGGACGGAGCAACGGGAACCACGUGAGCCGCGGACGGAACGCGAACAAAUUCGGUGCACGUUUCCGUUUCGUUAUUUUUGAUGACACGAUUGCGGAUACGGGUGCCGGUGUGCGAUCGUUCGGCGAUUGGCGAAUCGACGGUCGACAUUAUCGUUCACUUAUCCAGUUACUAAGCAGUUAAUGACUAAUCGCCCGCAUUGACGUUGUUCCUGAGGGAUUUAUGACGGCGGUCAAACGUAUUUUAUACCGAACCUGACCUGACUCGUGCGGCCGGGCCGGUUCAAAUAUCGCUCGUCUUCAUUAUCGAUAAAUAUUAAUAAAUUGUACAGCGGACAAUUUGACCGAGUUACGCGACGGUUUUAAAUUCCGUUUUCACCUCGUAAUGCGUAAUAAAGUUCAACGGUAGGUGUGUACCAAAAAAAAAAAAUUUUAAUAAUUACCAACAUUUUUUUUAUUUCGCAAUAAUUGUCCUAAACCCCCCAAAAAAAGUGGCGAACGGAAAUAUUUGUGUCUGUGAUUCGUGAAUCAUCUUUUUUGACGUUGCGUCCGCAACCGUACGGUUUUUAUUAACUUGAUGUCCGCAACCGGUAUAUUUAUAUCCUGACCCGUGUCCGAAUUUGUUAUGUUUUAAAAAUGGCCAGAAAAGUUUAUCCGCAAGACCGCAAACUAACAUGCAGCCACGAAAUCGGUUAGGUUUGGUUAGAUCACGCGCAGUACGGUUACUGCGAUACUAUCGGUCGGCGGUGGUAAUAUUCGAUGGGCGCGCCUCUGUCUGUCUGUCCGUCGGUCAUUAGCUAUAGGCACCCGGACCUCGCGUUGGUCCCGUAAUAAAAUUAUACCACGUUCUCGUUCGUUUUAUUCGGUCGUAUCCGAAUCGGGUUCCGAAUCCAAAUGGUUUUGAUCGGUAGUAUCCAAAUAAAUUUCGGACACUAUAGUAGUUGGGUUCCGGCUUUCGGCAGGUUACGUGCUACGGUUGAGUCCGAACGUUUACAAGCGGCAUAGAUUUUCCUUCUCGUUUCAGGACUGUCAGUGAUUUAUAGUUUAAAAGAACACUGCGGAUAUGAUAAAAAAUGUUUUAUUUUGCCAGAUGAAUUAAUAUUUCUGAAAACAUUCUGCAAAAGGCGGCCUCUGGUCGUCAUGUUUGAAUUUCUUGUAAAAUGAGUGUUUGAAAUUAUUAUACAGACUGUCCCGCUAAGAUAUAACCCUUGAAAAUUUCUGGACAUAAUAAAGAUAAUCGAAUUCUGUUUUUUUUUUUUUAUAUUACUCACAAGGAAGAGAACUAUUAACCCAACACGGUUAGGUUGUUUCCUAGAUAACGUUGGUUUUCACACAGAUUAGUAGAAUUUAGAAUGGCUGUUACAUAAAGCUAUUCAUCGGAUAUAAAUGUGUGAUACAUUCAAAUUUUCAAAAAAAAAAACUCUACAGCAUGAAUAUCUUAAAACUUCCUGUAAAUAAUAAAAUAAAGUUAUUUUUUAAAAUUUGUUUACUAAAAAAAUAAAUUUAGUUGAAAUAUACAUAUUUUUUUGUCCUCGUCCGUGUAAGGAAAAAAAAAAGAAAUUGAUUAUAUUUAUUAUCUCCGGAGAUAUUCAAAGGGUAUAUUUUCGCGGGGCAGGCUUUAUAUCAUAUUUCUUAUUCUUUUUCGCUUAAAAUAAUUUCAUGAAUUUAUUCCAUAACGGAUGGUAUUAUAUAUGUUUUAUGUGGACGGACACACUACGCGAAGCAACUAAAGACGUUCGGGAAAUAGUGUCGUCGGAGUUUCAAACGAGUUUAUCCGUUUGAUACUAGAUCGAAUAUUAUACAUUAUACAUAAUACAAAAUGUAGAUUAUUAAAUUGUAGAAAUGAAAAAAUAAAACAAAUUUAAUAGGUUUUAAUAUCUCUGAGUCCGGCUUAUUUUAUCGUUUCGUUAUUUUUUACGAGUAUCAGUGUAAACACAAGUAUCGUGUUUUUAUUUUUUAAAACGUCGAAACUGAUAAAAUAUUAUUAGUUGUCGGAUUAAUACGGCCCAACUAUAGUGUACGACCUUUGGAAAUCCGGGACCCGACUGGUGUAGUACCUGCGUUAACCCUAGACCCGAAUAGAGAAGAUUUUUGAACGCGGGACCGACCCGGAUGCGCCGGUUUUGUUAUGUUUUGUUAUAACGCCGUCGACGACCGUCCGAGAGGGGGGGUGGGUGGUUGGAGAAAUGCAUGGUCGAGGAGAGGGAUCGGCGGACAAUGACAGCACGGAAACCGUUCGAAAACCGCGAGUCUAACCGCGAUUCGUUUACGCGCGCUUUUCGCGACGGGACGUCCUUUGUAAAACGCACACGAUAUUAUGUCGUAUAAAUAUUAUAACAACGCGAUUACCGCGGUUAAUUAAUCGUUUAGCCACAAACCGAACCCCGAAACAUACUUUACGACGUUAUAUUAACCGUUCCGGGACGCCGCCGUAGAGCGGCGUACGGUUUUAACGCAAUAAUAUUAUACGAGCGCCCCCCCACGCACACACACACAAUCGCCCUUUAACUCAAAUAAUUUCGAUGUCUCCGGCGGAGUUUACCGGGCGCGCGCCGAUCCCGAUAAUACGAUUAGCCGAUUAUUAUUGUUGUUAUCGCGCGCGCCGUACAAUUGUAUUAUUAUUAUUAUCAUCGUCGUUAUUCGGUCGUCGUAGUCGCGAAAUUGUUUCGCGGCAUCGUGUUUGUCGCGCGGCCGUACGCAAAUGUGUACCGUCCCCGUAGGAACAGGAGAGGGGGGCGCGGGGACGGGUCCCGUUGUUUUGGAAAUUAAUCGCGAUCCCGGGGAAAGCGUUGCGGGACGCACCAGCCGAAAACGUUACCGGCGGGAUCGAGUGCCGCGCGUUUUUCCGGGAGCGCGCGGGUCGCAUCCCGUAAAAUGAAAACGUACGCGCGGAUCGCGUCCCGGCGGGCGCUCUGUACACGGUUCUCGGACGUACGUUUACCUAGCCGCCCCCCCCCUCGUAUUGAAAUUUUCGAAAUUUUUUUCGGAAAAUAUUCGGCGUGUAUUUCGCAUGCUGACUUUAGUGAGUCUCGUGCGUUGUAAUUAGGCGCGGUUAUCGAAAACCAGGCGGAGGAGGGCUGUGUAAAUAGUACUGGCCAAUCUUUAUCAAUAACCAAACAUUAAAACUAAAGUAUGAUAAACAAAAUCGACAAAACGACUUGUUCAUAAAAUACAGUAACCAGGUUCCAUUUGGUUAUUUUUCAAAAUAGGCCUAAUAUAAUUGUAUGUUGAUCAACAGUGUUUAGUCGAAAAUUAUGUUUAUGUUUUUUCGAUAAGCUUUUAACGAAUUCUAUCCCGUUUUAUUUUCGUUUAAUUCGCAUAACAAAUAUUCGCUGACUUCUCCGUUCGUCAUGUAUUAUUUAGCUAAGCCUUUGCGUUUUUCACCACCACGACCGUCCUAAUCGAAACCGACAUCCUUUUAUCAAUGUUUCCGGUCAAAUUUCCUGAAUUACGUACGAACUUGAACUUGCGUUAACACACUUAUAUAGUAAAGAAGCCGAGGUUUUUUUGGUUGCGAUGACGAUAAACGACGAUUUACUUAUUGUAUUGCGUAUCGACCAAUAAUCGAUUUAAUCUUCUUUGGCGUUUUAUUAAAACUCAUGCACUUUGAAAUCUAGUCCCUAGAUACGGCUUUGGGUGCAGCAAACUCUGAAGAAAUGUUGCUUGCAAAAAAAAAAAAUUUUUAAUUAUAAUACCUGAAAUUAUAAUCGUUUAAACUUAAAAUUCUUGUCGGUUGGUGCUACUGUCAGGUCUCAUCCUACAGUCAUCCUAUCCUAAAAUAUUAUUAUUCCAUAAUGAUUUUUACAAGCUGGCAGAUAAUAGUUUCGUUCGGUUUUACAUUUUCGCUAACGCUAAUGAAACGAAAUAAACACGGUUUGUAAACGAACAAAUUUUGGUUUUCGGAAUAACAACCAGUCACCAUUAAAAAGGUGAAGUAUUGUCGUGCACCGCAUUCGAAAUAACAUAGAAAAUGUCAGCGAUCGCAGUACAAAUUCUGCGUGACUUAAUGUGUAGAAUUCGUAAGAAAAAAUUUAAAAUUUCGAUGUAAUCCCCCACUCGCUAUCACCCCUCCCACCCCCUAGUUGCACCACCGGGUAUUAUUAUGUACGGUUUGAUUUAUAGCGAAAAAAACCGUUAGCGGUACUUUUUUUUUUUCUAGAGAUUUACUCGGGCUGUAUCGCGUAAUAAUAAUGAUAUUAUAAUAUUAUGAAAUAUUCAUCGUGAUAUUAGAAUAUUUUUAUCACGAACGACUGUGCCGUAAAAAUAUAAUAUAAGCGUAAAGUAAAAAAAAAUAACAGUAGUCAAAAUAUUAAUACCUAUCUACCUACAUAUUAUUAUACCCACCGUAGAUUUAUUCCGUUCGCCAUCGCUGCAGCAGGCCUACCACCACCGCCGCCGUCGCCGCCGCCAUAUUAUACUCAUUAUUCGAGGAAUGAAAAUUUAACACACCCCGGGAUAGUGAUUUUACAAAGUUUGAUGACUUUUUGAUGGAAACCUUUGGGACGGAUGUUUUGUUGUAGUGUAUAUACGUAUACGUACCUACGAAAGUUUAUAAUUAAAAUUACUAUAGGUAGAUACAUAAAUUAUUGUGACGUACCCGAGUGUAGGUAGGUGUAAAAGUGUACCGCCGCUAGUGACGUCUAUGAUGAUGACAGUAACACACGUGUUGUCAAUAUUUUUCGCCCGACGCGACAUUUGUGUGUAAAUUAAAACAAAAAACCAAAGCGAAAUGCCGACCGGACAUACUUCACGCCAUGGGUAAGUAACUGUCGUUGAUGUAUAGAAGGGACGUUUGCAAGGUAUAAUUUGUUUAUAAUAAGAGAUGGACGAUACUAAUAAUUAAGAAUCCGAUAAUCAGUCAGCGCGAUGCUUUCGGUUGAAAACGAUAACAAAAUAUUAAUUGACUGUCCUGAUUGUGAUGUUCAACGAAAUGUUUAUGACUGAAUAGUCUAAACAAUUUUUUAAUUUAAAUGGUUAACUCUGAGAUGUCCGAUUUCGUUAUAUUUUAGAUUCCAAGCAUAGGAAGAGCAAUAGGUUUUUCAAUGCUGUUUAUUUCUUUUUCUUCAUGGUCCUUUUUUUUGGUCUUUGGAAACGCUUUUUCCUAGUAAACUUGCUCCGAUUUUUAAGUAUAGUCACUUUUCUAAAAGCUCAAAUUGCCUAGAUAGUACAUUAGAGAAGUUAUUUUUUGAUUUUUGACACCAUUUUUUAAAUAAAGCACUUAAGUGGGAAAAAACGUAGGAAAACUUACAAUUUCACGAUUUUAUUAUUUUAUAAAAACACGGACGACGUUUUCUACUAGAAACAAUGAUUUAAUCAAAAAAUCAAAAAAUAUCUUUUUUGUUGCCUUUUUAAUUUACUUUUCUAUCAUUGCUAAAACUUUUAAGCCACAUUUGAGUUUUUAGGGAAUUGUUUUUUUCUGUAAUUCGGUUAUAAAUGCACGUAAAGACUUAAAAAUUGGUAAUAAUACUCAUAUUAAACUUACCUAAACGUGGUAAAAUUUCCAAAAUCAUCGGAUGAAUUUUUUUUUUUUAAGAAAUGUUUUUAAAUCAAAUUUAAAUGAAAAUCGCAAAAAAAAUAUUGGGACUUCAAAUUAUGUAUUAUCGAACUGCACUCGAAAUCGUCUUUCUUCAAACAACAGUUUAUCGUUGCUUGCAAAUAAAAUGAAAUAACCUUAUGUAUCCUACCUUCCUCCAACUUCUCACCUACAAUUGUGGCCCCUACCAUCCCCAGUAUCAGCUCUUUUUUUUUUUCAUUUAUAUUGUUUUCGGGCAUAAGUAUAUAUGCUUAAUUUGCUCAUAUGCUGAAAUGCUAUCUUAUCGUCGAAAAAUUAUCGACGUUAUCGUAAAUAUAUUUAUCUAUUUUGUCAGUUCAAUAAAACGUCAAGAUGCCAACUAGUUUUCUACCUCAUUUUAAAUACAAUUAAUUAAUUUUGCAUAUUUCACAUUUUAUUCUCUGUGCGUAAUUUUAACAACAUUAGACGGUCUUUAUAAAAACAUUUUGAAUAAUUUAUUGUACUUUUAAUAUAUUUGUUUACAUACUUUAGAUUUUUUACUGUGCGUAUUUUGUUUUUCUUAGCUUAUAUAACUCCUGAACCUUAAUUGUUAUAAUAUUCGGUAGUGUGUUCGUCCUUGUAACCGAGGUAACUCAGAAAUGGAUAUAAAUAAAACAAAAAUUUCAUCGACAUUUAUUAUAAUUUUUUUUAGUUACGAUACGAAGAAAUCCAAACAUUUUUACUUGGUAACCGAAGAGAUCGCUAUAUUUUUCAAAAAAAAAUAACAGUUUUUUCGCUAUAUUAUAAUACAAUCAAAAUCUAAAAAAUAAACAGACAUACUUCGUUCCACGGGUGGGUCAUUGUUGUAAGUGAGAAUUUGGGAAGGUUAAAAAUCUACUUAUCAGUUAAUAACUGGUUAAUGUCUAAAAAGCAUGGAAAAGAACGGUGGUUGUGGCGAAGGGCCUAAAUGGCCUAUAUUAAGUAAUGGAAGAAGAAGAAUGAUGUAAAGUAGAAUUCAAUUUAUAUUUGUACGCAAUAAUUAAUCAUUUCUAACGUAAAACGAUUCCGAGCAAAGGUCAAUCAAUAUAACAUUGAUAUUUCAACAAUGUGCGUUUUCAUGAAAACAAACAUUGUUUAAAAAAGAUUAAAAGGUUAAAAUAACAAAUAAAAACAGUUGCCAAUGACAAAUUUCAAUCUUCAAAUCUUUUUUUCAACUUAGAUAACAAGUUUUAUCUCGAAUAAUAACGUGAUUUCAAAAAAAAAAAAAAAAACGAUCAUUUUAAAUUACAGACGAAAGCCGAAAUGCAACAAAAAAUGUCUCUUGUCGUGUUUUGAUUGGGGCAAUAUUUCUAGGAAAAAAGUUGUGUACAGAUAGAAUAAAUAAAUACACAUCAUACAGUGAAACCAAUAGAUCCCCAUUUCACUUAGAAUCUAAAAAAAAAAAAUAAUUGAAAUAUUUGAAAUUUUAGCUUCCCGCCGAAUUUCGUAUAGUGCACCGUGUAAAUUAAGUACGAACGUAUAUCUAUAGGUUUAUUGUCUUCUUGUGUUCUAUGUUAAGUAUCGAUUGUUGUCUGAAACGUCCAACAGGCACGCUAUACCUAUAGCCGUAAUCACUUGUUCACACCGGGACACGAUAGGGGAGGGAAAUUAUUUAUUGUGUGCUCUACACGCUGAAGAGAGAAACGAUUUUUUUUUUUUCAAUUAUUGCUUCGACGAAAUGUACGCCUCUCUUGUCGCGAUGCCUUUUUUCGUUUUUUUUUUUUUUUGUUGCUUUCUUUUAUCACCUCAAACACGAAUACACCCCGCCUGUUCGGCUUUUUUAUUUUCAUUUUUUUUUUUUCUAGUGUCAAACGACCGAGCGAGAUAAAUAAUCUACCCUGUUUUUAAAAUGUUCAUUUGGCUUUAUCUAAAUUGAGGUUAUGCGCGCGCGUAUUGCAGUGUGAACCCGAUGCCGGAAGAAGGGUCAAAUGUGAUGACGACGACGACGUAAAGUAGGUAUUAGAUAAAAUGAAAAAGGAAACGACGGUCGUCUUCUAUAUUAUAUUAUAUAUAUAAAAUUACAAUAAAUCUAAAUGGGAAAACCAUUCAGACGCAUUCAGUAGGUGUUUAAUCGAUUAUAUUGUAAAUUAUUCGGGGGUAAAUUCUUAAGAUAUAGAUUAAAAUGGUUUUUUUUUUCUAACCAAUAAGACUAUUUAAAUAUUAAUGAAAGUUUUUUUUUUUUAUUGCGAUCGAUUUAUUUCUCGUAUUAAACGCGAUUUAUACGUCUAAAAUAAUUUAAAUUAAACCGUAAUUUAAAUAAUUUAUGUGGAAAAUAAUAAUCGAAAACACCGCACGCGAGUUAAAAACGUAUGUGCAAGCCACGACUGCAGUCUGCACACUGAUUACGAGGUGGGGUGAAUAUUUAAAUCCGUAAGAUUAUUAUUACUUCAAUACUCGGGGGAGGUCUGCGAGGAGCUUUAACCCUUCACUUCGUUUUUAUAUAUAUAAGUCAUACAAAACUAAAAAUAAUCACGUAAUUUUCUUUAAAAGUUUACUACUCAUUUCGGUGGGGACUAUAAUAAAAUGGAUAUUGUUUUAAUUAUAUUACUUAUUUAUUUGGCAAGUAAUAUUUCUUUAAACGAAUAAUUGUUCGGUAACCGAGGGUGAAUCCGGAUAGACACAUUAAGAGCGUGUUACCACGUUACUAAAACGAAAAAGUAACGAGGUACUUCACUUACUAUGAUUUUGUAUGCAGUUGAAAUAAUAAACUAUUAUCAAUGUUUGAGGUCAAGACAAAAUUGAAACAUAUAACAAAAAUCUAAUAUGACAAACAUCAAAUUAUACAGUUCGCAAAUACCGGUUAUAUCCGCGGCCAAUGUCGAAUUUAUUUUAUAAGCGAAGGACUACAGUAAAAAUAAGGCGGGUGCAUAAAUUCAAUAGGUGCACCGACCGAGAUCAAAAGUUAAGGAGAGUUCUUGAAGAACAUAGUUGGAGUUAUAAUUAUAACAUAAUUAUAGUCAGAGCUAGUCGUGAUUUGGACGGAGCUAAGCUGCAGACUAACCGCCCGAUUGCGCCGGUGAAUAUGCCCUAACGUAUAUUUCCAGAUCCUGUUUCGAUUCGGCCCAAGCGCGAUACAUGUAAAUAUAAAAUCCGUCGAGAUUUUUCAUCGACUAGGACCUAGGUUUUAGGUUUACACGUAUGCGAUAAUAAUUUAUUAUGAGCAUUUUAUCAAAAAGGCUAUGUUUUGUAACUCUCUCUCUUACAACUAAUUAGGUUACGUUUUGGCUUGAAGCGAACUCACAUAGGGUCUGUAAAUCGUUGCCUUGACUGUAAAUAGACGGUGGUUCCGCCCUUGUCGGUCGCCCCACACACGGUUUUUCGUUUAUAACUACGGUGUCGAGAAUUCCGAAUAUUUUUUUGUUCAAACAACGCGAUGCGGAAAUGCGUUUAGUCUCGUAUAUCGUUAUGCGAUUUAUUCUACGCCCAUCCCCGUGUGGUUGUAAUAAUAAUAUGGAAAUCUGGCGUUUCCGGUGCGAUUCGACGCGGGGAAAACGUCACCAUGCGAAUAAUUUCUAUCAGAUUUUCAUCACCGUUAAUAUUAUUGUUACAACGACAAUACGCGUGAUCCGAUAUUGGACGGGUGAUUAUUGUCAUUGAGGUGGUUACCCUCUCGGUAAAAUAUUAGGGAGUUUUAAAAAUCACUUGUGAAAUUCGUCCGAUAAUCCUGUACGGUGCGGAAACAAGGCCGCUGAGAAAAUUAGAUGAGAGAAAAUGUUUAAUACUGUACAGUUGCCUGUACGUUUUCACGUUGAGGAAAACCAUCGGCUAGUUGAAGAUGUUAUCAGUGGCUAAUGUAGGAGAAAAAAAAUACAGAGCUAGAGUUUUGAUUUCAGAGUACAGAUAUAUCCGCUGCAAUAAAAAAGUUGAAACUUUAAAAGCAGUGAUAGAACUAAAUCCACGUGGAAAGGAAUAAUUCGGAAGACUCAAAACAAAAUUAGAAGAAUUAAUUAAAAUUAAUGUGUGAACUAUUAGGCGGAGGCUCAAAUUGGAGAAAAAAAUCAACGGAAAGAGAAGGAUGCCAGAUUGAGCGUGAAAUGGGAUGGUUCUGAGAGGGCUUAUAACUAAGUGAAAUCAAUCAGGUAAAUCCCCCCGUGAAAUAUUUCUUGGAAUGGUAAAACGUUAUUCUUGGUCCGAUUUCUCCAGUGAAAACUUAUCGGGAAAAGUUAAAUUUCACGGGGUUGGGGGGGGUCGAAUUUUGCGGGUAGUCUGAAUUAUUACGGAAUGUUAACGUUUUCGAUUUUUCGCAUUGCUGCUAGUAUGCGCAUAUAAUAUUCCUUCUACUCUGGAACGGAAACAAAGGAAAUAUGCCGAGAAGGGGAACGUUAUAUUAUUAUUAGAUGGCUAUGUGCGGAUUCCUGAGACCGGAGACCGAGCUCGGCGUGUAUUUGGGCGCUGGCAAAAGACGACUAUUUGAAAAUCCCGUUGGCCAAUUCUUGCGGUACACUGUUGGCGCAUAGUUUUAACGUGGCGUGCAUUCCGUAACUGUGGAACAACAAAAACAGCAAUUGAAACAGCAACGACACUAGCAACAGCAGCGGCGGCGGAUAAUAGUAACCGCCGCAUAGUAGUCGGGUGUCGAGGGGAGGGUGUGCGAAAUAGUACGUUAAGAAACGAAAAUUUCGACCACGGCCAACUCCUGGACGCGAAUGCGCAUUCCGGUAUCUGUUCCAGCACCUAAGAAGCGUUCCCCGUUUGUGACUGGUCCAUUUCAAUCGAACGCGUGCCGAAAUGUCAUAUUGUAUUGCUUUUGCGCCGAGAAUACCGACACAUUUGAGAAACGUUAAGGGCGUCUCCGUGCAGGUUCACGCGGAACUCGCAAACCACCGUUGUCAGGUUCAAUACCGACGGGUCACGGAACGAUUUCUGUAGCGUGUUUCCGUUUCUUACUUUUUCCCCUUGUAACCUAUUCGACGAUGUUCCACAACGGUUUAUUCCGAUUAGUUUCGACAUGGGCUCGCGAAUGGAUGUGGCCGAAGGUCCCGAACUGAAGCAAUUUGAAAUCGAAAACGGCCACACGAUAUGAAGCUCGCCCGUGCACACGAUAAAACGCGGUAUGGUAAAUUUGCAUCGCGACCGACCACGAUCGACUUGGUACCGAAACGGAUCCCGGAAUGUUAAUAUGUUUCCGGGACGCCGUCGCUAAAAUUGUUAUUGUCGUCGAACGGCGGUGGGAGGAGGGAGGACGGAGGCCUUUGACAAUGAAAUUUGACCGGCGCGACGUUUGCUCUGCGGGAUUCCCGCGAAAAGUUGUUGCGUCGCAUUCGGCCGGGCGGUCCUUCGCGCAAUAAAACCGGGCAACAUGGUAAACCGCACUCCGGAAUCGUUUGUUACCGCCGCACGCCCGAGAGGUUAACGCAAACAAAUCAAUUUAACCAAAAGGGAUCAAAUAAGUUUCGAUAACGGGGGCCCCGGGGUCGAGCGUCAUCCGCUGUACUGUGCACUGUGUCUAUAUAUAUACAACCCUGCGACCUAUCGGUGUGAUAAUAUAAACUUUGACAUAGGUACCUAUUCCGUUGUGUAAGGCAGUGUCGCACGUACAAAGAUAAAUUUUAAAUAAAAUCACCAGACAAAGAUAAAUCAUCAGAAUAAUUAUCUAGAUAUCAGCUAAAAAAAUAAAACAAGCGUUCAAAAGUGAUAAAUGCGAAAUAAAUUUGAUAUUCGAAAAUUGAGUGCGCAUGGAGUAACUUAGUAAUUUAUUUAUUAAACCGUAUUGAUGUAUUUUACCUGAUAUUUUUAAUGAAUACAUAAAUUGUAUAAUUGGUGUAGAUGCGAUAAAAAGUAAAAUCAUAGCUAUCUAGAGAAUAUUAUGUAGAUCUUUAAAAAACACAACACUGAUUGUAGGACCUAUAAGUAGACGGUGUAUAAUAAUAAUAAUUAAAAUAGUACCCGGGAGGCUUGUUCUGGUAAAUUAACGUCAUCUCACGAGUUUCGUCUCAUUAUGACUCAUACAUCUAAACAAAUUAAUAUCAUGACGAUUUCGAUGAAAAUUAUUAUUAGUUUCAUAAAACUCGUCGUUCUUCUCAGCUAAUCUAUUCAUGAAAUAUAUUCCAUCUCAAUAAUCCAAUAUCAAUAUGGGAAAAUUAUUAUACAUAUCUAUUUUUCGACGAUAAGCCGUGAACUAGUAACUCCAUAAUACGCGUCCGCUAGCUACGUUGAUUCGUAUUAGACUAAUCUCAGAAACAUUACCAAGUUUGAUAUUUUAGGAAUUUCUUUUUUACGUAAAAUGUCAAAUAUUUUAUUCAUAUAAUUUGAACUCAUUGAAUUUCAUCGAUUUCUCUCACUUUUUCUAAAUACCUUAAUUUCUCAUCAAAUUUACCUCAGUUAUCGCUCACAUUCCACUUGUAAUUUUUUUUUUAAAAAAAAAAUGUAUUUUAUCUCAUUUCAUUUGGUUUCCAGAACAAACUCCCUGACCUCGAGCGAUUGACUGUGCAGAUAAUUCCAAUAUUUACGUUCGACAUUAUUAGUUUUCCUGCCAAUUAUAAAUAUAUUUUUACAACGCCUCUCUCGAAUAACAUCCGUCGUCGUCACUGGAGAGUUCCCUGCUGCUGUUGUAAUCGUUUUGUUAUUUUGUAUACGAUUCCGUUUUAUUAUUUUCCACCAUUUAAUUUGUGUGAUGUUUACGCAGCUAAAAUUUAUCGUGUUUUCACAAUAAUAAUAUUCAAUGUAGAUUACUCCAUAGGAUUGCUCGGUGAUACUCCCAGAAAUUUCAAAAUGGAGUUGCUGUAAAUAAUCCCCCUAGUAAAUACUCGUAAUAAUCACGAUUCAUAAAUAAACCUUCUUCCGUAAUACUUGACUCGACAAUGAGAAUUCAAAAGACCACUUUGAAUGCAAUAGAUCCAGCCUUUUUUGUGUAAUUUGGCCGAAUUACAUAAUUUCACAAUAAAACCAACUAAAUAAAUAAUCCAUAUUAUCAAAAGAUUUCUCAGUGAAAACAGGUUUAAGAUAGGGAGACGCUUUAUUUCCUAUAUUAUUUAAAAUACCUCUAGAAUCAAUAGUGGUAGAGUACCUUGACGAUGCCACGAGUCUAAGCAUAGUGGAAGGACGUCAAAUAACAUUAGCUGCAUAUGCGAACGACAUAAAAAUUAUAGAAGAAAACAAUGAAUGUGUCAUUUCGGGCGGCCGAAAUGCUAUAAUUAAAAGGAACGAUAUUAGAUUUCAAGUUAAUGAUCAAACAGCGAAAUAAUUAACAAUAUCUCGAAGAGAACAAGAUUCACUUGUAGUUGGAGAUUUAACCUUCAAAAGAGGAUCAAACUUUGAAUACCUAGAAAUAGAUGUUAACCAACAAGGAAAUAGCCACAAAGUGAUUAACAAGAGAAUAAUAGUAGGAAAUAAGUGCUGUUUUGAGUUUGUACCAUUAUUAAAGUCAAAGUUACUACCCAAAAAUAUGAAAUCCAAACUUAAAAAGUUCUUAUUAGACUAAUUGUUCUGUAUGCGUUUGGGGCUUGGGCCUCAAUCAAAUCGGACGAAAAGAGACUAAUAUAGAAUUCGAAAAAGAAAAUCCUACGUAAAAUCUAUGGACCUAAAAGAAACGAGGAGAAGAAUACGCAAAGGCAACAAAAAAAUACAGAGCUGAGAAUUAUAUUUGAUGGGCCGGGCAUAGUGAAAAUUCUCAAAAGUAGAUGGGUAGGCUAAACCAGUUUCGUAUGGAAAGCGGAAGACAAAACAGUACAUGCGAUCACAAUAUGGAAACCGAACGAAAAACGACCGAGAGGAUAGAUUGGCUGAGUUAGGGAAGACCUUAAGCUCCCGAAAAUAAGAGAUAGAGAGCAAUUGACUAACGGCAGGGAAGGCGUGGAGAGCUCAAUAAUGGCACUAGAUAAGCAAAAACAAUAAAUAAAUACUCCAUAGUUAUAUUGUAUUCUCAAUUCUUCAAAUGGAGAGGGAAUAUAAUUGUUAACGUUUCCCACCCUUUUUAAACAAGGCACCGACCGAAUAUCCGACCAAACACUACGUAGCCACAUAGCCACGUACGUAUUUGUUGACUUUAAGAAUAGUAUGUUUUUGUUCACCCCGUUUCUAGUUAGUCAACUCAAUAAAAUACUAAAUGGUCAAAUCUAAAACAUUACGAGCUUUUAUUCGCCGUCACAGUAAACAUUUAUUUAGUUUAAGUUAUAACUAAUCGGGUUCGUAUAGUAAUUUUUAGACAAUUCCUUUCAGAUUCCAAGCGUAGAGAACUAUUGGUUUAACAAUGCUGUUUAUUUGUUCUUUGUUUUAGUCUUUGAACACGUUUUUUCCUAGUAAAAUAUUUAUAUUAUAUAUAUAUAUGUAGACACUUUUCUGAAAGCUCAAGUUGCUUAGAUGGUACUUUAUAAACGUCAUUUUUUUUUUUUUUUGAUUUUCGACGCCAUUUUUAAAAUAAUAGCACUUAAGUGGGAAAAAACGUUGGAAAACGUACAAUUUCACAAUUUCUUUAUUUUCUAAAAACACGGACGACGUUUUCUACCAAAAAAAAAAAAAAAAAAUGAUUUUAUCGAAAAAUUACAAAAUACCUUUUUUGUUGCCUUUUAUUUACUUUCUUAUGGUAUCAUCACUAAAUCGUUUGAGCCAGUUUUGAGCUUUUAAGGAAUUUUAAUCUUUGGGAUUUUUUGCUGUAAUUCGAUUAUAAAUACACUUAGAGACUUGAUAGUUGAUAAUAAGACUUAUGUUGGACUUAGCUAGACGUGGUAAAAUUUUCAAAUCGGAAGACUUUUUUUUUUUAAUAAAUGUUUUAAAAUCAAAUUUAAACGAAAAUCGCAAAAAAAAUAACGGGAUUUCAAAAUGGGUAUUACCGAACUGCGCUCGGAAUCGUAUUUUGUCAAGCAAUGGUUUAUCGUUGCUCACAGAUAUAAAUGAAAUAACCUUAUGUAUCCUGUCUUCCUAACUUCUCACCUACACGAGUAGCCGCUUUCAUCCCCCCCCCCAUAUCGGGUCUUUUUUUUUGUACUACGUCGGAACAUUGUACUAUAAAAUAGUUUCAAUAUUUAAGUUAUGCAAGAAUGUUUCGAAAGUUUUGUUAGACGUCCCCGAGUGCUUUUUGUUUUACAUAAUUAUUAAGAAAUUUUUUUUUUUUUUAACUUGAAUUUGGAAAUAAAAACAAAGUUUUUAAUGUAUCUCACUGCUUGCGUGAGUGUUAACGUUAGUUUUAGGUUUUUUUUAUUUUUGGCACUUUUCGAGGUCUAUGAAAGGAAAUAAAACUCCGAAUUUCCGUCAAUAAACGGCGCGUGUUCUGUUAUUUUAUUUUUAGUUUGUCAUUGCUAUUCUUUUUCUUUUUAUCGUUAAUUAAUUUUAUUAUGUUAUUUUACGAAUCAAGUUGACUGCCAGUCUAUAUUUCAUUAUAAAAUUCAAUAUGUUCAACGUAUUAAUAUAAUCGUUUAUAAUAAGUUACAUUACAUGAACUUUGUAUUUACUCUUUUGACUUUGUGUAACUUUUUAAACAAUCAAACAUAAAAUCGUUUUUAUUUUAUUUUAUCGAGCUAAUUUGUUAUAAAACAAACGACGGGACUUUUUCUUAUUUCUAUAUAUUUAAUUUUCCGAAACAGAUAAACUGUAAAGAAGAAUUUCAAUACCUACCUACGUAUACAAUUUCCAUUAAAAUACUCACUGUUGGAAUUUUAAUAAAAAAAAAAAAAGAUAAUAAUAAUAAUAAAAUUGGAAUUUAGGUUGGUUAGUGAAUUGGAAAAUUUUAAUCGGAAACGAACGAGUAUUAAAUUUUCCAUGUGCAAUGUGUACAAUGUGCAUUGUACGCAGUAAUGCUUUUCUCGAGGACGUUCUACCUACCGUAUUUAAAAGGUCGGGGGACAUAAACAUUUAUUGAAUUUUUUAAAAAAAAUUUUAUUCUUUCAAAUCGAAAAAAUUUAAAUUCACUUUUAUUUACGUUUACAAGUAGUCUCGUGUCAUUUAUUGCAAGUAUUUAUGUUGCGUAAUCGCGUAAAAUAACAUAAAUGUUUACCGAAAACCGUUUGGUUAAAAACCGAGUAAAAACUACUCGGACCAUGUACUUGAGAAUCGAGAAACCAAAUUUUCACCGCAAAACUAUUGCGAGAACUAGCAAUGUGCAACGUAGGUUUUAGUUUUUCGCUAUUACAAUUAUUAUUCCGGAACAAGUUGUUCGAGUUUGAGAAACUUAAAAGUUAAGGAUUUCCAACAAAGUAUAAAAAAUGUUUUUCUAUCUACAAUAUCGCGAAAAUAAAAUAAAUUCGUCGCACAGUGCAACGUUUCCAUUUUCAACGAUGAAAAUUUUAUUUUAUGAUUAACGUUAAAGCCCGUGUGGUUUUUUCUCGGGCAAAACAGUUUUUACAGUCGAAUAAUUACGGACGGUAGCGCGCCCGUUUAACAAAACUUAUCGGAAUCAGCCGCUUUUCGGUAUUUAGGAUUUUUUUUCUGUGUCUUGUCGCGUUUUAUAGCGUACACAAUUUGAUUACGGUCGUUUUAAUUAAUUUUAGAUAAGCGAUUCGGGAGCGCUGAUGUACAUCAAAAACGAAUUUCCGAAACGACACUCGUUCACACUAGAACGAUAAAAGUAUUUUCUCGUAUUAAUCUCUCACGCGAAUCACAAGAUGGAAUAUUAUAGCAAAUUAGAUUGCACGUUUAUACGGACGACGCCGGGAGGUGUUUGCGUUUUAAUUAAAGUGAACAGAAUAGCGAAUUUCAACACGGAAUUGCGACACAAGCGCGUCCGACUCGGCGGUAAAAUAUAUUUUAACGUUUUAUAAAUAUAACAUGAUAUUCGGCCACGAUUACGAAAACAAAAAAAAAAUAACAAAAACAAAAAAAAAAAAUAAUGUUUUAAAUCAUUUAUUUAAUAUCGAUUAGUUUAAUAAUUAUGCUUCGGCGGCGCUGACGAUAUUAAAUUUCGCAUAAAUGAUGUAUUGUGCGCAAAAGGUUGAAGUGUUAAACGCAAUCGAAAAUAUUAAUACCCGAUUAGUUUUGUACCGCGAAAGAAGAAUUAAUACGAAAUGAACGUCAAAUUAAUUUAUAUUUUAUAACGUCGGUUUAAAAAGUUGAUUAAAUCGCAAGAUAAAUUACGUUAAACGAAUUAAUAACAAAAGAAAGAUUAAAAUAAUUCCACGUGGGUAUAACGCGAAAAAAAUAGAAAAAUAAUACAAUGUUGUACAAUUCGUUAUUUGAACACGAAGAUUUUAAAACUAGUCGAGUGGAGGCCCGGUAAUAUAAUUUCUAUCGGUUUUAGUAGGUUUGUCUAGAUUUUAGAUUUAGGGUAUGCGCGAAAGAGUCCUGACUAUAAAUUAAAACGUAGACGAUUUACUUUAAAUACGGGUCUACGGGUGGUUAGAAUAAAUAAAUACAGUGAUUUAAUACUCCGAAAAUGUUUUUUUUCAUUUUAAAGAAAUGUCGUCAAUACGCGUUAUAACUGUAAACUAUUUUAGAUUAUGAAUGGAGCGAAGAAGCUUAUAGUUUUACAAAGAUGUUUAUUUUUUUUUUUGUCUGUGCACAAUUUUUCUGCCAGUAAUUUCGCACCAACUUUUAAUAAUAGCAAUAUUUCUAAAAUUAAAUUUCACUAGGGAGGAAAUUUUUGGAUUUUCCCACCUCCUAAAAUGUGAAAAACCGGGCUAAAACAUAGGAAAACCCGGAAAAUCGUAGGAAAACUGGGAAAAUUGGUAUAACAAGAAACAAAAUUUAUUAAAGAAAAAGUAUAAAGCCUAUUUAAUUCUUAGAUUCAGAGCAGAACGAGGAAUGUAUUUUUUUUUUUAUUUCAGAACAACUUUUCUUCCAGAAACCUUGCUCUGAUUUUUAAGUGUAGGACGUUUUCUAAAAAAUACAAUUUUUAUUUAGAUGAUGCAAUAAAUAAGUCAUUUUUUUAAUUUCCAAAUGGUGUUCAUAAUAAAUUAGCAAACCCGGGAAAAAAACAGGAAAAACGGGAAAAUGUACGAAAUAAAUUACUUUCAAAUUUGUUUUUUGCUGUCAUUCAAUUUAUAAUAUUCACAAAGACGUGAAAUUUGGAAAGAGCACUUAUAUUUUACUUUUCUGAACGCGGUAAAGUUUUCAAAAUAGUUUAACCAUUUUUGAGUUUUUUUUUAGACAUUUUAAUUUUGCGAGUAUUUUAUGCUAUUUUUAUUUGGCAGGUACUCUGUAGAUUAAAUUUUUCAACCAAACAGAAAUGUUUGAAAAUUUUUGUGGCAAAAAUAAUUUAGUGAAAUGAUGGAUAUUUUUUUUAUAAGAAUUUCAUUAUUAAACUUUGACGAAAAUAGUAAAUAUUACGGCGUUUCAAAACAUAUAUUCAUAUAACCGAACUUCGAUAUCAAUAAUUUAUCGCUGGAUACAGGUAUAAAUUGAAUCGAAACAAAAUGAUUGGGAAAUGUGUGCGGAAAAUCGUCAAAUUAUAUAUCGUCUAACAAUUAAUACCUAUUUAUUAUGUUUCUCUUAAAAAUUAUAUCCGCGGGCUGUAACUAGUAAGAAAACAAAAAUACUCCUCUAUGUUUAACGUUUUUAUUAUUUUCCUAAUAAUAUGUAUGUGUGUUUUCGUAGCUGACAUUGUAAGUCCAACAAUAUUAGGUAUGGUUUCCGGUGGUUCGAUCGUGCGUAAAAAAUAUAUUGACUCUUAUCUGUUCUCCGAAAACGGCAAGAAAAAAAGAGAAAACCUCCGAUACGAAAAAAAAUAAAUAGUGAUAGUGUUUGCGUGCAUACAUACCUACAUUCGUAUAAUACGUAUGUAGGUAUGAACAACUCAAUUGGAUUUCGCAGGAUCUUUAGUCAAACAGAUAAAUUUGUUUAUUUACAUAAGGGUGUGCUGUGUACGAGUACCUAUUAUGUAGGAUAACACGAUGCUGUCUAUUGCUUUUUGACACAUUUUGUGAUUUUUUUUUUACACGCCUAUUUACAAUAAAAACAUAUAUUACUACAUCCGUUAUGUGUUGCGUUACGGAUUUGUCGACUCGGGUUUUCAAGUAAAACAAAUUACCAUAGAAAUAACCGCGCGAAGUUUGAUAACAAAACAGUAAACUGAAAUAUAAUAAUUUUUCUAUUAAAAAAUUAAUUUGAUCCUAAAAAUAAAAUCAAAUAUUAAUACGAAUAAUAUUUAAAAAAAAAAAUAAUAAUAAUAAUAAUAAUAAAAAAUUCUGUUUGUGUUUUCAAAAGAUAUUGGUUAUGAUACGUAUUAUAGUGACGUUCCUUGGGCAAAUACCCGAAGGGACACGAAAUCACGUGUUUUUGGUUAACUUUGAGCAAGUAGUCUCAUUCCAGUCGUAAAUUCAUAAUGUCGACUCAUUAUGUUAAAAGUCGUAUAGUUCUUAUUUUUACCUACCUCGUGUAGGUGUAUUAUUAUAUUUUACACUAAUGAACGUAUUUAACCUUUUCUAAAGAAAAGAGGGAGGGGUGGUCAAUCGACCGCCAGGGUGUAUUUACCACGAGUAAUAUUUACGCGGUCGGAUAGCUUAUUUCGCUAGGGUCGUUAAAACGCGAGUAUAGUCGAAAGGUUUAUGUUCUCACGAAUAAUAUUUCCGUAAAAUCCGUUUUAUCAGAGACGAACGAGCAUAAUAAAAGAACAAUAUUUUCGCUCCUGUGUUAAUAACUGCGCUUUGCCUAACCUUGGCCUAACCUAAACGUACCUACAUAUCCUGAAUGUUGACAAUAAUAGCCAAAUCAAACAUGCCCGCGGAAACAACGACCGGGUAUAAACAUAACAGAACGCCAGUGGAAAUUAACGCCACUGGUAAAAAUAUCUAUAAAGGAAAAUAGGACCAUCGUGAAAAUUAGACACUCACAUAUAUGUAUAUUUAAGUUCAAGCUUUUCAUUUGACUGUUUUUGUAUUCGGCCAAGUUUCCCUCUGGCUAUUAUUUUUUUUUUUUUUUUUGUUCGACUGCAUUUUCCUCUGGACAUUUUUUCCAUUAUAAACUACCCUCGUUCAAAAUCCCCGGCAAUUUAACCAUUUCUCGGCCGGACAAAUAAACAACGAUAUCGCGAUCAAUCUAUAAUCGAGCCUCGAUUACAAAAACACAGAUUAAAAUAUUACUGAUGUGACGGAUUCAUUUUUAACGAAACGAAAUCCAAAAAAAAAAUAAAAACAAAAAUAAAUAUAGGUCGACGAUCCCUGGCACGUUUGUUCCGGUUCACCGGGCAAUUAGCGUGGUGUUUGGCGACGUAAACGGGCACUCGAAACCCGACGAGGUGAGUUGAGAAAUUAAGCGGUACGGUACGUACUCGAAACAAAUACAAAUAUUUGGAAACUUGAGCCGUGUACGUGCGCAAUACGGAAAAAAGGUUAUUUAAUUAUUUCGCAUUCUGUCGAAACCACGUAGUCUAUUUAUUUUUUCUAUAUACGCUGUCAUUUUAUUCGGACUGCUGGUACGCUGUUUGUUUUACCCUGUACACAAACAACACGCGGAAUAUCCUCGACGAGCAUACAUACCGAUCGUUCUAUCAUCACGUACCAACCUCCAAUUAUUAUCUUUAUACGAAGAUUUCAAUAGCAUUGAAUUUAAUUUUGGUUUGUUUUUUUCAUACAUUAUUACGCUCUAAAUUCAACUAUAUAUAGUAAUUAUAUCGUUUAUCUUAAGGGGGCGAUCUCAUACUUGUUUGCAUCGUAUUAUGCUGUGUUAUCAUGUGUCGUUGUAGAAUGCGCUAUUACGUAUGCGUGAUACGGCAUAUGACCUGUUUUUCCGGAGUGAUAAGAAAGGGACCAACCUAAAUUCAUAUGCAGAUAGAUAUACCAACUUCGAAACGUGAAAAUCUCUUUAAAAUUUCAAACACGAUACUACAGCUUCAAGAAAGUUAAUGUUCUAAGUGUAAACAUAAAACCUAAAAAUCUUUAGUGAAUGAAAACGCACGGCGGGUGUAAAUAAAAGUAGAGGUAAAAGUUAAAAACUCAGAUCAGAUAAAUCUAUAUUUUGAAGUAGGAAAGUCGAUAAUCUAGUCUAUCAUGAUUCACAGUCCAGCAACGUCAAUUCGUAUUAAAUUCGUACCGAUGAUAAUAAAUUCUAAUUUAUGUUCUACUUCUCUACUAUUUUUCUUGUUUAAGGUUGUGUUUCUUAACGCCCCGAGAAAACUGUUAUAAGCCCGUAUGGUACGCUACAUUAUAAUUAUAUACGGUCCGGUUAUCACAGAGCUAACCCUAUUAUUUCGGUACAAUAAACUGCCGCCAGAAGAUAGAUCCUUCGAAUUAAAAUUCCGGUCUAAGACAUAGUAUCGUUAAACCGCGACGAUUUUGAAAACAUACAGGAAAUUGAUAUUGUUCGAUUUUGAAAACACUGUAAACGAGAUCGUUAUAAUCGAUAUGGAAUGGUUAUAUGUAUAAAAAAAAUUAUAUUAAAUUAAAAUAUUUACUCAAAAUCUUCAGACGUAUAUAAUCGCUGAUUAGGGAUAAAUGAAUCGCUCUAUAUAUUAUAUUAUUAUGGAAACUAUUUCGUAUAUUUUUCUUGUGUUUCCGGUUGAAAAUAUAAAUCCUAGUAUUUAACUGGUACAGUAUUAUAUAUGCGCAUUAAUAUAACAUGUUAUUUUAAUGUUAAUUUUAUUAAAUUGUAAUACGGCUGUCGCGUAUAACGUAAAUAUCCGUAUUUGUACUGCAAGUGCACCUAAAUUCUAAGCACGAAAAAUGGACAAAAAAAAAAAACACUAAAUAAAGACUAGAUGUUUGAAUUUAAUAUAAUAUUUAUAGCAAAGGAAUAAGGGAAAUGACCAAAGUAACCUGAGUAACAAUGAGCUACGUGAUGGAUCAGUGGUUUGGACUGCACGUAUAAUGAGAGUAGAAGAAACCGAUAGUGAAGUUAAGGCAUCGAUUAUUAUUGAAUAAGGCAACCGACGGGAAAACGGUUUGAAAUCGAAACAAAGACGCGAUUGAAGAUACGCGGUGGGAUUGCGCGUAUAAAUGAUUGGAAAGAGAGGGUACAGAACCGUGAUCAUUGGAGGGCGGCGAUACCGGCAGCCAGUUGUGAAGUUACGUCGUGUUGAUAACGAUAAAGACGUUGAUGAUAUUUUACUAAAUUUGAAUCGAUUAUUAUGUUUGAGUUGUAUACAUUCGAAAACGAAUAAACUCGAGAAAUAUAUAUUUAUAUUAUCGUUUUAAUACAAAUAAUCGCGUAUAAAUAGGUCAUCGGACAAAGUAGGUAUACCGGAUGUAUAAUAUUAAAUUAUAAUGUACGCAAUCGCAUUAAUCAAACUUUUCAAUAUUCGCGAACCGUUUAAUAAAACUUUCAGCAAAAAUAUUUAAACUAAAUACGGAGGAAUAUUAUUAUUUAAUGUCCGUUGAAAAUGCGCGUUGGUAGUAUAUAUAGUUGCAGUUGUUAUAAAAUAAUAAAAACGGACGCAAACUUUAUUAUUGCUUUAUGAAAAUCGCACUUUUAACGGUUUACUAAUAAAACAAAAAAAAAAAAUUUCAUUAUUCCUUAUAGUGUUUAGUUUUUAGUCGCAGCAGUGAACUCGGUCAAAUUUCCCGUCGUUCAGGUUCAACGCACUUCCCGGCCGUAUAACGUCGGGCCCAGCAGGUUUAAAGUGACUAAUUGCAACUGUUCCGGGUUACGGGUCGGCGGCGUCGUAAUUAAAGGUCGUUUUCGCAGAAACGAAAUCCCUUCAAUUCCCCCCCAAACACCCCUAUACACCACCGUUUUUUUGUUCCUCAUACGCGCACUCCGUAGGUCGGUUUCGUCGUCACGGUCCAAAGCCUCGUACAUGGUAAGCGGGCCCCCGUCAGUUCGACCAAGUAAUUGCCAAGAGAGACCCUGUUCCAUUAGAGCCGUCGUUAAAUGAUCUGACCAAAAAAUCCGGUAUCAGCUGAUUUCCCCGAGCGACGAGAAAGGUUUAAAGAUUUUUUCGUAAAAGCGUUAUUGUCCUCUGAUCUUCGGUCCAAUCCUACAACAUUCAGUAUCAGUAAUCGUGCGUUCGUGCGACGGUCGUUUUAGCCUCGUGCGCGAUGCGAUUAAAACGAAUAUCGAACGGAUUAUUCCGGUUAAAUGUCGAGUUCUGUUACGGUUCCCGAUUCCGGAAAACCGCGAAUUUUAAUAUUAUUCGAUUGUCUUUAUUAUUUAUUUAAAAUAUACUGUAUAGAAGUCUUGGACAGUAGCUGAUGAAAUUGGAUGAAUUAGAUCGAAUUGGUCAAGGCCGUUAAUAAACGCAAAAUAUGAAGAAAAUCGUCAAAUACAAUUUACACGGUGUUUUUUCCGAAACGUUCUCUAGAUAGCUGCACGCGUAUUUUAUCACACGACCGUAAACCGUUUGCUAUUUUAAUCUAAACUCAAACCUGUACAAGACGACGUAGGAUUGUAUUGUUAUUACGUUUAGAGUGUUUUCUAAUAUGAUCGUCGUUUCCGCGUCUAUUUCCACGCAUUAAUCGCGGAAGGAGGUAAUUCAGACGGGGCCCAUCAUCGCCGUAGUGAAUUUCCUCUCGAAAAUAUCGGCUAUUUUCGCACCCUCUUGACCGUUUUGGUAAAAGUAGAAAAACGUGUCGAAUCUCGAUGCCAAGUGUCCGUUUAUAUUGGAAACUAUUACUAUACGCCCUCCUCGUGCCGAAUCGGUUUACACGUCGGGUUCUUUACGCCGUCAUCGUCGUGCCAAAUACAAUACACGGAGGAUACCUAUACCGAGUAAACGACCCGAAUGUCGAGAGAAAUCUAACCGAAAUAACUCUUAAAAACUUUUUGCCUCUUACACUACUAUAUAUAUAUAGUAUCUCACGUACGCAUUCGACUAUCUCCCGAGAAUUCGAUUUUUAAAAGUAGUAAAAAUCCAUUUUUUUCUUCCCGUACUAAACUUAUCAGUGGCGUCAUUUAAACCGCGCAAGAUCCGACAUUUGCGCAUUCAGAAUCCAAUAUCAAAGUGAUCCGGCCCGUUGUAAAUUGUUUGAAUAAUGGACACAGUGAUACUAACUGAUUUACAUAAAUAUUUUAUUUUUAAAUUAAUAUUUUCUUCUAAUUUUGAUUUGUAACAAAAAAAAAAACGCGAUUACGACACAACGUAAAUAUUUAUAAUCCAGACGAUUGGCGCAUGAAAGUUUAUUAGUUAAUUUUGUAAUAUUUUAUUAGAUAGUUUAAUAAAUUUAUUCGAAAAUAUGUGAAUUUUUUUCCUGUUGUUUUAAAACUUCUAGACAAGUUUUGUGACCUGUAAUACACGUGAAUUAAAAAACAUAUUGAAAUGACCCUAUUACUAACACAUUGAUUUUCGCGCGGCAAGUAAAUCGUAGGUAUAGCGGGCGAUUCUUGUGUCGUCGAGCAUUCAUUAGGUAUUUCAAAAAAUGUUACUUUUUGUUAAAUAAUUUUUCUCUGAUAAUGAUAUCCGAAAAAAUAUAAUUCUUUUCGAGAUAAUUAUAGUCUUAUCGAGGAUCACUCUGUAUCGCAUAAGAAAAGAUAUAAUAUAAACGAUAUAUUAUGUUAUGUUCGCAAGAGACUACAAGAGUUUCUUUUAUCCGAGGAAUGUUAGACAUUAAAAAUAUUGAUUAGCUGAUUUUUUUUUCAAACUACCAAUUACGAUUUCGACACGAUGUCAUUUUAUUCCCCUGUAAUAUCAUUCGCAAACUCAGAAUCAUAUCACGCCGGUAAUGAUUUAACCUUCCCGACUUUGUUUUUUGUGUCUUCUCGUGUUGUUUUGUAUAAUUUAUUUACCAUGUUGAAAUAACAGUAAACGAUAAUAACGCGUAAAAUAGUACGAAAAGCAAAAAAAAAAAAGCAAGAAUUAUAUUCAGCGUUCGGCUCUGAAACGAACGAAAAUCGUUUGUUCACGAAGCGCUAAGUUUGCGCGGAAAACGAAAUCGAAAAGCCGCCGUUUUAGAAAGGAAAACGCUGUGGAAAUGACCGUGUUACAUGAGAAGUCACGACGUUAUUCCUUUUUUAAAAACGCAUAUCGACAACGGCUAAUAACGUUUACUAAUGUACACGAAUGCCGCGUUUCACAGUAAUGGCCAGGGACGGAUUUACGAGGGGAGGAAGGGGAGUGAUCUAGUGAUCUAGAGGGCGUGGACACCGUUAAAUAAUAGUUUUUUUUAUGAAAUGUCGUCAAUCAAAAAAAAAAAAAAAAUCCAACCGUUUGCAAAUACAUAAUUUAAAAUACACCGUAAGUUAUUUGCGAUUUUUCACGAUCCCUGCCGGAGGAGAAACGUCGAAAAUCCGCUUUGCCGGUCGCGCACCUGUCCGCCGUCAAUCGCGCGCGUAUGUCCAAUCGAAACGGACGGACAAACGAGAACGGUUAACGCGUCUGAUCGCGCGGUAAUCGGAUCGCGCCCGCGUCCCGGACGUUCGCCGACCGCGGGCCGGAAUCGUAAACGAUCUCGAACCGCGCGAGAUCAACGCCACGUUAUUAUUGUUUUCGCGCGUUACGGCGGCGGCGGCGGGGUGCGGGUGCGCGCAUCGGUUUCGACCACUCCGCCGCGCGUUCCGAUAACGAUAAUAAUUGUUGUCGUCGUUGUCGUUACAGAUACAUUGUCAUCGUCGUCGCGCGUUACGUUCGAAUAUCGGGCGGAGUUUCGGGCGACCGCGGAAACGACACCGCCCGACGCCGCGCGUCGUAAUAGUGCGACGACUAUUACCGCCGCCGUCGAUAUCAUUGUCGCGAAAUAUCGUUGCCGCCGCGGCGGAGGGGAGGAAACGGUCCUCGAAAUUGGCGCGCGUGACUUAUCGCCCGGUUAUCGGCGUACCAGAAGAGUUUCGAACCGUCUCCCUCCCCCAACACACCCUCCCGCCGCGCCGAUCAUCCGGUCGUCGCCGCCCGCAUCGUGAGUCGGACCGACCGCAGGUCUCUACCGCCACCGCCGCCCGGGGCCGCGAGGUCCUUUGGCGCAGUCACGGUUGACGCGAACGCUGAUGAGUUUCGAAUUAGUUUGCGCGGCGAGACGACGGGCCUUUGAUGCGGCUUUUGCUCGUCCGGCCAAAGGUAUUAUUAUAAUAUUAUUGUGUACGGGUACACAACGUUGUUUCGACGUUUCCCCGAGUCGUUUGUUCGCCGUCAAACGCGGCCGCGCGGUGCUUCUCGCCAGCCGAGUCUUCGGGAAUUGACGUGUUCAUUAGAAGUCGGGGUUUCCUUUUCAUUUUUUUUUUAAAACUACACAAUACAAAAAUUCAGCUACACCUGACUGAUGGUCGUCGCAGCAUUAUCCCAGACAGUUCGAGUUCGAGUUUAUCCCGUGAACACUGCAGUUAUAUGAGUACUACUAACUUCAGAUUACGACUUAGUAAUGCAAACAUGAGUCUGGGUCAGUUCCCAACUUCUCACUCACAACAGUGGCCCACCCAUCGUGCGAUAUAUGUCUGUUUGUUUUUACAUUUUUAUAAAUCUAAUUAUUUUCACAUUUUAUGUAUGCGAAUAAAUACCAUAAAAAUGAUCUAUUUGAUUUGACUGUAAUUAUGGUUUUUUUUAAGCUAAUUCUAAAACACACAAAGUUAAGCUAGUCGCGCUGUUGAAAUGGCGGAUAAAAAUAUGUACUAAAACGGUCUCUCUCGGCAUUUGAUGAUGGGCCCAGUAUCUCGAACUUAUCUUGUCGUUAUGGACAGUAGCAAUUGUAUCCUGUAAUUAUCUAUGGUACAACGGUACGUGUACGAAUCGGAUAGAUUGUCUGGACGUUUUGUUCUUCCUACAAAAUGUUAUACGAGAACCGUUUAAAAAAUUGAAUUCAUUGUUGCGAGUCGAAACUACGGGGAAUUCCGAAACACGACGGAAAGUUACUGCUGCACCGUAUUAUUAUAACCUGCUGCAGGUAAUAAUUUUCGAUACGUACUCCGGGCCAAAACUUUUAAACCUUUUAGAGCUUGUGUAACAAUUUUAAAUAAUAAACGAAUACUGAUUUUUGUAAUUUUCUUCCCGGCGUCAGACGCGCACAAAAGUUUUUACGGCGUUUCCGGGAAUUCGAGUGGGAUAAGUUAAUCUUCGCGUUAUACGCUGUUGCUUUUCCUAUCGGCCAAUCGGCGUUGACGUUUACGAGACAAUGCGAUCACGACGUUUUUAUUCGAACGGUGCGCCGUUAAAUAACGCGUGAUAUAUUUACUAUUGCGCGCCAUAUUACCGGGAUGAUAUUGAAGUGUUGAAGUGCCUACUUGUGUCGUGUUGUUUAUUGUCUUUGAGCGUGACGUUUACGGGAAAUCGAUUACGGCGCACCGAAAUGGACGAUACCGAAUCGCCGAUGUUUCUCGGGUAUUUCGAGAUUUCGGGUACAUUCGUCGCCGUAAUACCACUGCGGCGUACUAAAAUCGCCCGAGAAUUUCCACGUUUCCGGACGGCGUUGAUAUUGACAUGAUGUUUGGAUAUCCAAUGUUGAAUUCUGUUCGUACGCACGGACCGUUCGUCCGUCGAAAACAGACUAUGCGCUGCCCCCCUCGGUUCGCGUGCGAUUCCGCGUCGAUGAAAUUACCGCCACUCAUAGCGACGGGCGUCGGUGUGCAUUUCGAUGCGGAUGAGCGUGUUUCGCCGGUGGGGUUCCUCGAGGUUCGAACGGAAACGGGCCGGUCGUCGAUAAGGACUCCCGAGAGUAAAACAAAAAACGGCCGGUAUUCGAUUGCGAAAACAGUUAGGAGGGGUGGGGGGCAGGGAUGGGUCGAGUGUCGGAACGCCCAACACCCUCGACACGCCAAUAAUGUAUACGAAAUUCCGUCCGGCUGGCUUCGUUCGAGUGAUGCGGGGGGGGGGGGGUUGAGGGUGCAGGGGAGGGAGACUGUCCGGAGUCGAAAAAUCACUGUCCUCCCGCGUAACACAACACGGCGAAACGUACAUUGAAAUACGCGUUGCACUCGACUAGUAUCAAUCUUCGGUCCGCCUGUAAAACGGCUCUGAAACCCCGGGAGUCCGAGUUCGCUUGGUCCGGAGGAGACGGCUAUAAUAUACUACGGGUGUCCACUGUAGUGUGUAGUUUGUGAAAAAGUAAUAUUUUUUAAAUUCAAUCGACCCAAUAAUACCGCGGUACGGUCUCUGUUUUCGAGGGGGGUGGAGGGUAGGAGGGAGAAAUUCGACUCUCUCUGCGAACGCCUCGACGAAAAAUUCAAAGAAAUUUGAGCGAGGGGAAGGGGCGGUAGAAGGGUUUCGACACUUUCCACUAGCCGUCCCGCCGGGGGAUUUUCGUCACGGCGGACGCGGCGUAGUAAGGGACGUCCAUUUCCCGCGCGAUAACCGCUCUCGCCGCCGCGGGGCGGCGCGAAACAAACAAUACGGCGUAAGAGAGGAUGGGUGGGGGGGGGGGGGGUGUGCGCGUAAUAAAAACCGUACGGAAACCGAGAGAUUCGUCGCCGCGAGGUCCGCAUUAUUAUUAUUACGGAAUCGCCGCGGACCGUAAGCCAAUAAUAAUAAUAAUAAUAUAAUGAAAUAAUAAUAUUCCCCUCUAUAAUAUAGUAUACGCGUGUGUGUAUAUAUGUAUGUUUUGUAUACACGUGGCGCGCGCGGUCUCUUUCGCGCGCGCCGAAAACGGCACGUGCGUGUGCGUGCGUAAUGGACACGGGCCGGCGUGCACGCGCGCGGCGGUGCAAAACAACAACACGACGCCGCCGCCGCCGCCCGAAGUGGCCGGCCGUUAAGUUGAUUAUCGGACGCGGACAGAUUUAAUUGGUAUACCGUGUCCGGCGGUGCCGGGGGCCGCCGCGCGUGUCGCGGAAGCCCUUAUCGGAUUAACGCGGGAACCCACUCGGAGCGCGGACGCUCGAACGGCCGCGCGCCCACCGACGUGCAUUCGUGUAUUGUGUGUACCGCGCGUUAUUAUUACGAUUGUUUUACGCGCCCGCGCGGACCGUCCGGAUUGAACGCGGGACAUUUCACUCGCGUCUUUUACCGGGGCGCGCGUCCGCAGGUUCGCGACACGAUUGUUGGCGCACCGGUCGCACAAACGAGCUAUGGCGACGCGAACGCGAGAAUCCGGUUCGCGGGGCGUCCCCGAUAAUCUGUCGAUGAUAAGAUAAGACAGCUAGCGUUCGCGACGGACCGAGAUGUCUUACGGGGUUCGUGAUCGACAUUGUUCAGACACCUCGGGGGGAUGGGUCUAUUUGUGUAACCGGUAUACCUGUAUAUCGUUUUAUGUGUUUAUCGGUCCCCUAAUAUCAAAUUAAACGGUUUCGGUACGUUAUUGUCCGGCAUUUUUUCGCCUUAUUUCUGUACGUUUUCUUUUUUUUAGAUUGACCCGUCAUAUUUAAUUUUCUAUUGGUGUGUUCAAAUAAGUCGUGGCGUUGAAUUAAACGACUCAAAGCUAUUUGAACUCGGUGGUUUCUGAUUUAUUAUUACCUAACAAGGACACUAGACGGGGACGAACGUAAAUAAAUUCGUUGGCCUAGGUUUCGCUUGAGUUAAUUAUAUUUUAACCGUAUAACUUAACGAGUUAACGAACUUUUAAUUGUCCAUAAAUGAGUUUAGAAAAUCCGUAAUUUUGCACGGCCGCCCUAUUAGAAUUUUAUUUCGGCAUAAUUUGUUUAGAUAAACAUACUACAGGUACAAAUACCUGUUACCUAAAUCUAGAUACUCUUCCGUCAAUAAUGUUUUAUCCGUAUCUAGUUGAAAUUUGUCUAGUUGUCUAACCGGAACAUCGACACUCGCGUGUUAAUAUUUAUUGUCGUCACUCUAAACCGCGGUGGUCUUGGAAGAAUCGACCGCGCAGACACGGCAGUUAUUUUGUCUAUAUUUAAUCUGUUAGGCAGAAAAAUAUUCAAGUCUUUGGCGCCGAGGUGGUAAUUUUCGCAAGCCCUCUUCUUUCUGCCCAUAGUAAAUAUGGGUUUUUAAAAAAAAAAAAAAAACACUAUUUUUUAUCGUGUAAUUUUGUUGAACUGUAUAUUAUAACUGUGCCAUUUAAAUUAUAACAAUACACCUAUUAACAAUGGAUAAGAACAACAGCCGGUUAAUCACUCAGUGAUCAGUACUCAACGAGUAUUGCACUGUGCAUACACAUUAUUUAUCUAAAUCCGUAAAGUAGUUUUACAAUUGAAUGUUUUCCGCUUCUGAGUGCAGUAUGAUAACGACAUAAAAAAAACGUAAAAGUAAUAAUAAUUUUAAUAAAAUCAAUCGGGAUUGUGAGGUUAGAGCGCACGUUUUAACGAUAUUAAAUAUAUGUUUAGCGAAUACGCAAAUACGUCGGAAUCAGACAAAUAAAAACAUUAUAUUGUUAUUUGUUUACAAAAGAAAAAAAAAAAAAAAAGUUGAAUUUUAAAAAAAAUAAAGCACCGUAAAUUUUCGACAUUUUAACGAUUUUAGACAUUCGAAUACAAUAUUAACACACUUGGGAUAGUCCAGUGUUCCGACCCAAUCUCCUGGGGCCGUGCCUACAGCCGUAGUAUUUAAAUACAAAAAAAAAAAUAGUUUGAAAAAACUAGACUUCGAGGGUAUUUUCAUAUAUACAUUUUUCCAGGCGGUUUGACUCCGGUUAGCGCCCGGAUCGGUUUGAAAACGAGAAACUAUAUAUUACAGUGUUCGCCAUUAUUUCGCUAUUAAAAAAAAUGUAUAAUUUGACAUUUUUCGGCAAACGCGUAGGACGUUUACAUGCUAUCGCGCGCACAAUCCGCAUAUAUAUCCGCGUAUCCGUCGAGACGUGAACAUUCGAAUUGUUUUCCGGCCGGCGGCGAGCGACGACGGCGGGGACACCGUCCCGGAGAUCGGAACGAACGGUUAAAUUUCUCAUCUCAAUUUUACGACCUGGCGCGGGCAAUUUCACGUUUGAAAAUCAACGUCGUCCUAUGCGCAGCCGUCGAUGACGACGGAAAAAAAAAAAAAAAAAAAAAAAAAGAAAAAAAGUAAUCGCGUUCGGAAUUCGGUACUUUCGCGGCGGGAGCACGAGACACGGCGGUCGGCGGCGGAAAAGAGAUAAACCCGAAGAAAAGGGGUUCUUCGGGGAAGUGGUGGUGCGCGCUCGGAAAAAGUGCGUUUUUUUUUUUUUUUUUUAAGAUCGUCGUCUCCGGCACGCGGCAGGUAUGUACUCGACAAAUUAUGUUCGGUACGAUCGAUUUUCACCGAAUAAAAACACACCUCCCCGCGCGUGCCGAGCGGCGAUAUUUUAAAGUCACCCCUUCCCCUCCGCCCCCUGCACGCGCUCCACAAUACGUGUCCAUUCUGUGCGCGUGUGUGUGUGUUUGUGUCCGAGAUUCGACCCGAUUUUGAUGUGGCGGCGGUGCGGACGCGGGACAUUUGUAUUCAACGCUCGUGUCGGCCUCAUUUACCGCCACGCGACGCCGCUAGAGGAGGCCGAAGCAGCGGCGGUGACGGGAGAAAAAAGGUCGCAUUCCUUUUAAAAAAAAUAAUAAUAAUAAUAAUAAUAAAUAACCGGAACACUGUAUCACCCCGCCUGACCCUCAACGACGAAAAUCUUCAACGCGACGUCCGCCGCACGGACCGCGAGCCAUGCUGUUUCCUUUUCACCGGGCGCCGGACCGCGAUUAUCGUGUACAGUGUCCGAAAUCGUCGUGAUAGAAAAAUAAUGACUUUCACCGCCGAUGCCCGUUGUUUUCGCGUAGACGCAAAGUCGGAAAGGUCGCCCGCGGGAUGCAUAUAGGUAGACCGAAGCGUCUUCGGAAUGGGUGACGGAAGUUGUAGGGGGCAGUCGUAACGCGUAUCGCAUGGCGUUUAAACACAUCGUCCGUGCCGCUUUAAAGAUACUCAAAUGAGUAGUUAAAAUUAUUGUAUGAUUACUUACGUGAAAUCACCGUAAAAUAAUGUCGGCUGUAUUGUUUUUGAACCCAUACCACCGUAAUAAUAAUACUAUCAUAUCAGAGCCGUUGGCAGUAACUCGUCGACGUUGGGUGAUGAUUUUUCGUUUUCUUUCGCGACGUUGUACCGACCAAAUUGUGUAUUUACAAACACGAUGCGUACGUAACGGCCGACGAGCGUAUAAAUGUUAAAUAAUAAACGAUUGAUAACUACGUAAUAUGUUUACACGAACACGUUGCGGUUGUACCGACCAUGCAACUGCCCCGGUAUUCAGCCCUAAUUACACCUAAUAAUAAGCGAUUUAAGAUCAGACGCGCGCAAAGACAAAUUUUCAAUUUUAGAUUCUUAGUGAAGCGAAGAACUUAUUGGUUUUACAAAGUUUUUUUUUUUUUCUUUUCUGUGAAUACUUUCUACGAGAAAGCUUACUCCGGUGUAUACCAUGUAGACUCUUCUCUGAAAGGAAAUUUUCUCAAGGUGAUACUUUAAGCAGGUCAUUUUUCGAUUUUCUCCGGAGUUUCGCUCAUCAAAAAAACCGAGAAAAACAUAGAAAAACCAGGAAAACAUAAGAAAAACGGGAAAACCAGUAUAAUGUCAAUCAAAUAUUAUUAAAGAAAAUAUAUAAUGCCUAUUUUACCGUAAUAUGACAUAUAUAUUGUUGUCAAAGCAUUAUUGUCAACUGAACUCCGCUCAGAAUCGUUUUUAAUAAGCGAUGGUUUAUCGUUGCUUACGGAUACAAAUCUAUUUCCUCUCUAUAUCCACCUUCCCAACUUCUCACCAACACCAGUGGCUGCACCCAUCCCCGUUAUCCUAGGACAGCUUUUUAAUUUCAUCCCUCCAACGGAUAGGUCAACGGACUAUCGUGCGGGUAGGAUACACAAUAAUAUGCAGCGGUCGAAAGUAUUAUUGGUUAAGGGUACCGGAGCCGGUGCGUUUUCAAUUAAACAAGUCAUAUCGUACCGGAAAGACACCUUGUAAAAUAGAUGGAUUUCAUUCGAUUUCGUAUUUUGCCGAAAGCGACUCGUACGUUUAAAACGUAUGUUAUCGAGUAUCGUCUAUAGGUACAAUAUUAUAUUUAAUUUAUAUGUUAACAUGAUGUACGAGUAUACGCGUGAAAAUAUUUUCAUUAAAAUCGAUGCCACGGCUAAAUAGUCUUUAAUCGUCUAUCGUUUGUCCACCUCUUCGGGAAAAUGGAAAAUUUGACCACGAAUUAUACAUUGUGAGGAACACAUGGACAACAAUAUUGAAUGAUCAAGUUUUCGAUAUUUCAACAGUUUUUCCAAAUUCGCCGUUCAAGACGAAAACCGUUUUGCACGCGUCUUGAAUAUCGAAAAAUAGGAAAUCUGAUUAUUGACUAUUGUACUGUGAUCGAAAAUAUGGGUGCGUACAAAAAUUUAAAGUUGAUUGGACCACGAAAAGUGGCCAAUAAUCGAUUAUGAGUUUUAAAUUUAUACUUCGCAUUCCUUCACCGUUGUUUAAGUAAAUAUGAAAAAAAAAAUUUAAACAGAUUGUUACAAACGAAGCACGAUUGUUUGGGACGCUCACUUUUCGCUAAAUAACAAUUAAACGUUUUAUUAACUAGGAAAUUAACAAGUUUGAAGUUUGUCGUGAUAUUUUCGUCAGAUUUCAAACGGAAAAAAAUAACCGCGCAAAUUUCAAAACGUUUCUAUAAAUAACUGCGAAAAACAGCCAACAUGUUUUAUGCUCGGUUAUUCCCUUCGCUCCACGCGUGUGAUAGAUAAUAGCGUCGACGCUGGCAUUUCCACGACUCCACGUUCCACCAGCUCGAUCCGUCUUAUCGGAAAUAUUUCGCCAAACAGUUCCCCUAUAACAUCCGCCACCCUCUCUGCCACUGCAUCCAUCUCCCACAAUCUAAUAGUAUUCACACCGCUUAAACCCUUUCCGACCGCAUCGCUUCGUCACCGCCCCUGCUCUUUCCGGCGGCAGCGGCGGUACCGAGUAUUAUGAGGUGCGGUGUGAUUGAUGCGACAGCCGCGGGAUGGCAGUGCUCGGCGGAUAUACGUAUACGCGGAUACGGUACACAGACUCGGUUCGACUUGCGAAAGUGAUUAUCGUCGUGUUCGGUUUUUUCGUUUUAUUAUUAUCAUUAUCAUUUAAACACGCGUAUAGAACGCGCGGAUGAUGUAAUACGGUUUUAUCCGCGUAUGAGAGGAGACCCCAAAUAGUGAAUCGACUCCGAAAUGCGUUUUUGAACAAUACCGUAUAAUGUCUGGUUUUCACGUAUUAUACGCCCGAUACGUCGUGCCCGACGUUUUCACGGAAUUCUACUUCUAGUGUCCGUAAAUAUAAUCGCGAAAAUAAUUUCCGUAGAAAAACCGUCGAACGUAUAUUAUGAUUCAAGAUCGAACAAAUCGAUGAAUAACAAUUAAUUUAAUUAAAGUUUAUCCAAAAAAAAAAAAAUUAAAACGUAAAAAAAAUUCAUUAAGUGGAUUUAUUAGUUAUAAUUCAAUUCAUUCAAAAGUUAAUUUGGCAAUUUAAUUGUCUUAAGUUUAUCACAUUGAAUUUAUAAUUUUGUAAAAUUUUAAAUACCUUGUGAAAAUCGUUAACACCUAUAAUUUAUGAUUUUUUUUAUUUUUUCAUUUAAAUAAUUGUUUAACGCAGAGACAUUUUCUGGGAAAUAAUAUUUAUUUUUGAAGACGUAGUUAGGGGUAGCUUGAGAGGGGGAUCCAGUAGGAAGCUACGCCUAAAUUUAUUUCAAACUUCAGAACUCCACACGUGUUUGAGUACAAUGUUGAGUAAAAAAAUUGUAUUUAUACGACGACACCUAUUCGAAUUGAGUAAAAUAUUGUACUCUAUGGAUUGUAAAUGUAAUCGUAUAUUAAAAUUCAAAUAAACCGAAAUUAAUUUAACGUGCUACUACUCAAAAGUCAAAAUGAAUUAAUUAUGUAUUAAGUUAAUUUCACUGUAAAUUUAAUUUAAAUAAUCAGAGAUCAAAAGCCAUUUUGAAAAUUAAAUUAAAAUCUACUUUUAACUUUUUAACUCGUUAAUGCCUUGCUUAAAUCAACAUAUAUCAAUAAAUAAGAAAGUAAUUUUUGUCCAACGAGUAAUUCGUUUCGUUAUUCGCGAUAUAUGUAUGUAAUAUGAUUUCAAAGAGUAGUAUUCUGUGAUAUUCCCAAGUGUGAAAAACACAAAAGCUGACCUCACCAUGCAUCGACUGGCCAACAUUUUCUAUCGGAAAUCCUGAAGCUUAUCUAUUCCUUAAGUAAGUUAAAAACCAGGUUUUCCUCAUCAUCUCGAAUAUUAAUGGGCUUUCUGGUAGAAAACUAAGAUCUUAGUUCGCGUUGUGUACUGAUAUAAACGAAACCGGUUGCACACAUCCUUUAGGACAUAUUGAUUUUUUUUCGUAUGCACAUAUAUUCAAUUAUUUGUACCGUACGUAAUUAAUAUUAUUUCCAUGAUUAAAUUUCGAUUAAUUCGGUUGUUUUUUUUUUUUAUUAUUAUUUUAUGUAGAAAAAUUAUUCACAGACAGAUCAAAAAAAAAAAAAAAACACGCGUCAUAAUAUAGCAAAACCGAUACGCCGAAUAUUAUAUUCUCCUCGUCCUCAUACAUAUACAUACUCGGAAUGUAAAAAUCCCCGUCGUCGGAUAUUAUCGCCGUCCGAAAAAUGUCAUAUCGCGUUUGAUGUAUCGUUGAGCGUUCGAGGGCAAAAAUAAAAUACGAAAAAAAAAAAAUAAAUAAAUAAAGAAAUUUUACAUCAUUAUAAUAACAGCGCACCACGCGCCUACGGUAGCUAGACGAGCCGCUCAUUCGCCCCGUGAACGUUUCAUUGAUAACGGAACGGGCGGCGGGAAAAUAUUAUUUACACUGUAAAAUUGAAAUUGGCAUCGUUUCGCGUUUUUAGCGCAAUCCACGCGCACCGGUAAAACGGAUCGCAUUCGCGCCGAUGAGAAUUAACACCUAACCGCAACGUGCGCCGUUGAUAAAUCCGUUUGAUCCGCGUCGUCGUCGGCGCCCGAACACGAAACAUUCGCGUGCGUCGCAAUAACGUCACGCGCCGUGCGCGUUUUUGUCGCGCCGGAAAUUUUCUCGCGAUAUUUAAUUCGAAACAAAUGACCGGCGCCCGCGUUCACGGCAUUCGCGCACAGCGUCCGGCCGUACGUUAACGUAUUUUAAUUUUCAAAUUGAAAAACCGAAAAUCGCGCGCCCGACACCACCGCGCGAUAACAGCGCCGCGUCCAAUCGCACCGCUGCUCCGCGUCACGAUAAUAUUGUAAAUUUUUUGUUUCAUUUCAAACGUACUUUCGAUUGUUUCGAUUGUCGCGGCGUUCGUUCGGCAACCAGCGUGAAAACCAGCGGUGUACGUUAUUACGUGUAAAAUACGCGCGUGGGAAUACGGGGAUAUUCAAAUUUUCCCGCGUGCAUAUUAACUGAACGGAUAGCGAAAAAACAAAAAAGAAAUUCUAAAAACUAAAAUUCGUAAUUGUUUCGAGUGCCGACGAAACUUUCGAGCACAGCGAUUCCGGUUUCGCGAAAUUCUCCCCGAAAUUAGCAGCGGCCAUUUUCUCUGUUAUAUAUUUCCCUCCCCCCCGUGCCCUCGCUACUUUCGACCAUCAUCAUCAACGACUCUUUCGGGUCGAAACGAGCUGAGGUUCUGGAAUUCGCGUUGUACAACUGAAACGAUCGAAAUUCGAUUUAAUUCCAAUGUGAAUUUGACCACGGUUGUUACGGGAGCAGAGUGUUUUUUUUUUUUAUACAUACGGAUCCUCCUCAAUUAAACUGGAUGCACGGAAUGUGUUGUAUAUGCAUGACGUAAGUGUCGGUGCACAUAUCACGCGCUUCUUGGGGGUUUGAACUUUCAACUCCCGCCCCUACCAUUUUUAUGAUCAAAUUUCGUAAAUUGUUUUUUUUUUUUGUAAGUAAUUUAUAAUAUAGUGUUGUUAUUAUUGUUGUAAGUACUCGGUUUUUUUUUUUAUCGUUUUGCAAAGUUCUACAGCAUACUAUGCGAAACAAAUGGCGAGAGAUUCGACUCUAUAUAGUGACGGAACUCUGCUGUUCACUGCAGUUGUUUCUCGUGUACUAUUUCAUAGCGCCGAACGGGGAAACUAAACAAAAUUAAUUUUCCACAAACCGAUUCGUAUUAUAAUACUCAAUUACCUAUACUUAUUACUUAUGUAUUAAACUCUUUAAAUUGCUGCGCGAACACUUUAAUAGCGUUUAUUAGCCCCGAAAAACGGAUUUCCGGGAACAUAAAAACGCAUCGUUGACUCGCUCGCUUUUAUACAUUUAAUCAAAUACGAGUUACGAAAUAUUGUACAUUUUGAAACAAUUCGUUUUUAACUAUUCAAUAUGAAAAGUGUUCAUGAUUUGAAAAAAAAAAUUAUAUAUUUAUGUUUAUUUGCCAUAGUGGGGGGGGGGAUAACAGCUAGUAUCAUAUUGAUACGAAGCAACAGACAUCGACUAUCCGUUGACGUUUCAAUUUAACCUUAUUCGUAUUUCAAUCUAUAUUAUUGGGGGGAAAAAAAAAUAAAAACAUCGCUGCAGUUUAUACGAAAUAAUAACGAACGUCGUCAUACCGAUAAUAUUCAUCGAUAUUUUUAUUUUUAAAAUAAAAACGUUCUGGUUUAUUUUUUUUUUUUUUUUUUUGUUAUAGGUAACUAAAUAAUUUCCUUUCUUUUAUAUUAAAACUCUAUUGACUAAACUCGUACUAAACGUUCCCGCAUUAUUGAAAAUCGUUAAUAUUAUAAAUAUAUAUAUAUUGCUGAUCGAUCGAUUUGCGACGCUAUAGUCUAUUUGUAUAAUACGGCAAAAUACCAUGAAAGUAAUGAGAAUUUUGUUUAUUUUACGUAAAGCGCAGCGGCGAUGGUCUGGGAUGUCUUUUGAAGGAGAGUCCCUUUUUCCCCCGUCUAUUCAUCUAUAAUAACGGUAUUUUUCUCUUUUAACUCCGCAGUCAACUCUAUACAUCGCCCUUAAAGACGACAAGACGACGAGCCUUUUUGUGAAUGCUCGUUACUAAUCAAGAGUAUACGUAUAACGUCAAAGCGUUUUCAGAGCUUCGGGGUUUUAAUCACGGUACCGAAAUUCUUAAAAGGAGCUGAUAAUGAUUAGGAGGGAGUCGUCAUCGCCGCCGUUAAUGUGUUUGUGCAGCGUAAUAUAUUAUUAUUGUAUAUAUAUAUAUAUAUAUAUAUAUAUAUAUAUGUAUACACAUCGUAGUCGUAGAAAAUCCGUUUUUGUGCGAGAAAGCCUUUUGGACUACAACCAUCUGGAUGUCGCAGUGUGGAUCGAAGGUGUGUUGCCGAGGAGGGUUGUCUUUUGAGCUUUUGAGCCGGUCGAAUAGGAAUGUAGUAGCAGUGUAGACACACACACACACACACACAGAGAAAGAUAGACGCCUUGGCAAUCUAUCAUUUGGCCGACGGACCGACAAAUGGACCCGACAAAAGCGAAAAGUCGAGCGACACUGCAGUGCAAAAAAAAAAAAAAUAAAUAAAAAUAAAAAUAAUAAAUAAAUAAAUAAAAAGCGUAGAGAUAUUUUGUCUUCUCGUCUACACACCUUCGGUUCUACCCUAGCUGCACUACUUUUAUAUACCGGUAAACGAUUAUGUGACCUUUUUGGCGCGUAACGAACCUCCGCAAGGGUUCGCGUCGUCGUCGUCGGAGCCCUAUACAAAAUAAACGCAUUAGUCAUCGCCGCCGCCGCCGCCACUGUUGUACAGACACGAUGAUAUUCUCUUAUAUUUCUUGUCACCGGACACGUACAUUUUUUUCCCCUUAUUUUUUACCAUUUGCCUGUUGCUAAAAACGUCCGCUAUAUAUUAUUAUACACCGCACGGGGCGCGUGCUUGCGAUUCCUCCCCUCGCCCCUCUAAAUAUGUGUACCGAUAACAUUAUCUUAAACAUAUUCACAACCGUGACCGUAUAGAUAAAUGUAUUUUGUUGUUUCCCAAUGCGUAAACGCUGCACGGAUACACUUUUAAGAAACGUUUAAAAUGGUUUUAAAUGCGUCGGAUUUUAUUACCUACUUAUUGUUCAAUAUUUUCAAUCCCCCCCCCCCACGUUCCCUCGUUAACUUUUCCCGUCUUAUCCGCGUUUUUUCGUUUUUGUCUACGCUACUCUCCUUAUUGAUAAGUACUGUAUGAUGAUGAAAACAAAUGACGUCUUUGGUCUGCGUCCGUGCCGUCGGUCCGCAGUCAUUCCAAUCGAAACAAAUUCAAUGGACUCGAAUUAUUAAAAAAAAAAAAAAAAACCAUUUAAGUAUACACCGUAUAUACGUAAAUAAAUGGAAAAUAAAACUUUCCGGAAUGAAAUAUGGAGUUGGACUUUAUCGUGACUUCUCCGUCUGACCGAUACGUUUUUAAAUCGGAUUCCGUCACGAACACGACGACGAACGCGUGUUAUUAUUUAUUUCGACCAAUAAUAUAUUUUUUUCUACUAUCAUUAAUAUUCCCUCCGCCCGUUUUCAGAUUACGAGUGUACGGUUUACAAAUGAUUUUUCAUUCCUGAGUAGCGCGCGAACGAGAGAGCAAAAAAAAUAAAAAUUAUGACAACCACCCAUACUGUUGCUGCUCUCGCAUCCCAAGCUAACUAAUGGACGCCGAUUUGUCAGCGCGGCGUUUAGACUCUUCUGACGAGAUGACUCUUUAACAAUGGACCUUUUGAAUUAUUAUACUCCCGUCGCAUUUCCCUCAGAAUUCCAACGUUCGCCAUCGCUGUCAAUGAUAAACACUCAUUGAAUUCCCAACUCGUUUAUCUCUGACCUAACCCCCAACCUCUUUGUCGAAAUCGUUUAGGCGUCGGUGUCCGGUGGUGCCGUCUCGAAUGGCGUUUUAUAAGUGCGUGUACCGCCCGCAGUGCAUAUAACGCCAAUAAACUUCAAUUGCAAAAGUCUUACGUAAAAGUUUCUAUUGCAAUUUUUCGUAGCGAUCGGGAUUUCACAUGGGAAAUCUCCACAUUCUGUCUAUAAUGCACGGAAUCAUGUUUAAAAUAAAAAUAAAUUUAACGUAAUAUUCUCUCGCCGAUGUAAUAUUUUUGUUACUCGAUACUGCAGUAUCGAUGGUCCGAUAUUAUAAAUUGUGGGCUCAUUAUUAACGCACGGUCCGCGUGAAUUUAAUUAUAUUCCGAUAAAAUAUGAUUUCCGAAUAUCCGACGAAACCUCGUAGUAGGUAUUAUUUAUUUUUAUAAAAUGAAUCCCUUGUUAUUUUAUCUUGCGCCGCACAAAGAAUAUACCUACCUACAGUAAUUGCUUUUGCAUAUUUUGAAGACCUCAAAACAGAAAUUUAAUAAAAGGAAGUUACUAUGUACCUAGUACAUAUUAUGGGCUUUUAUUUUAUUUUUAUUUUUUUCCCCAGGAUUAUUAUAAAAUAUAGAAAUGAUACCUUCGACUAUAUUUUAAGCACCGUAUACGGAUUUAUUCGUAAGCUUAUUUUACCCUAUUUUACGACCCAUUGUUGUACUUCAAAUAAUAUAUUAUUAUACCUGUACGUUUUCCUUCGGAACAAAUCUACUUGUUUAUUACUUUUAUUUUACGCAAAAUAAUAUUAUGUAAGCUUAAAGUGGUAGUUUUUUAUGAUUUGUUUUUAAAUUACAAUUGAUAAUCGUACAAGCAUGAACUGAGGAAUACAUAUAUACUCAUAUAUAAUGAGAGAGAGAGAGAGCCGGGGAGUUGGAUAGAGGGUCUCAUUUAACACGCUGCGUUCAUUUCCCUCGUGUUUUAUUAUCAUAUUUUUUUUCAUUUCUUUAAUUUAUUUGUUUACGUGUGUUCUACGUUUGAGUAUGAAGUAAGUAAAUUUACAAACUACACGUAAUUUAUUGUACACAAAUUAGUAUUAGGUUUCUAAACGUACUUUAAAAAAUAAACUGUAAUCUUACAUAGUGUAAACAAUUAUUUUAAAAUAAUUUGGAAAUAUAGUUACGCAUUAUUCUUAUGUGUAUAAAUCUAAAUAUUUUAAAAAAUCUUGAUUCGUAAAUAUUUGACAGGACAUUUUCGAAGUACCUACAUACUGUAAUUCGGUGCCCAUUUUUUUUUUUUUUAAUGGUGGUUAGUAUGAAUUUAUGUUUAAUACAUAUUCAUAUUUAAAUUAUUAAUAUUAACAAUAGUGACGUUAAGGAUAAAUAUGUAUAUAUAUAUAAAUUAAUAAUAAUUAUGCUACGACCAAAAAUAAAUAGGUGCCUCACGAAGAUAUAACCACUGCAGUACCUCCUGAAAAACAAAGAUAAUUUAAUUCUGUUUUAUUUUUAUAUUACUCGCAGAGAUAAGGAUAACAAAUAAUUAUAUUUUGUAAGUAUUUUAAUUGAAUUUUUAAUUUUAUUAUUUUCAAAAAAUUUGAAUACCUAUGUCGAUUUUGUAGAGUUUAUUCUUCUGAAAAUAUUGACGUUUCAGCUAUUUAUUUUCAUAAAAUUCGCGAUUUUUAAUCAAUUCUUAAAGUUUAGAGCAAAGUACCUAUAAUUAUGCAGCAGUCUGUAAUAAUCGCAUUCGCUAAAUGAUUAUUAUCAUUAUGGUUAAUUGACUGUACACUUUUUUUUUCUGAACUUUAAAAUAUUAUUCAAAAUCAUGAAUGUAAUGAAAAAUUAUACGUUAAAAUGUUCAUACAAAUAAACUCUAUACAAUUGUUAUCAUCAAAUUGUUCAAAAAUGUAUUUUUUAAGUUGUUUACCAAAAUAUAAAAAAUCAAUUGAAAUAUAAAUAUGCAUAGUCCUUAUACCUGUGAGUAAUAUAAGAAAAAAAAAUACACGAAAUUCGAUCACCUUUAGUAUAUCCGGAGAUAUUGCAAUGGGUAUAUAUUAGUGGGACACCCUGUAUAUGUCCUUGUCGACCUACCGUCAACAACCGUAACUCUGAACUUGUAACUAUACGGACGUGAACAAUACAUAAUGUGUUUAAAACUUAUAUUUUAGAAAUCUAAAAACUAUAUACUUUUGUGUUUACGUGUGUGUGCGUUCUUCAAAAUAAUAUCUAAACUCGAUUUGGAUCUUUUUUGGUACAAUGUAUUAUAUCGCAGCUAUACAACUAUCAAAUCGAACUUUAUCACUGGUUAAAAUCUAUUUACUUUGCACGGUUUUGUUACGUUUAAAUUUUCUUUUAAAUAAUUCUCACCCACACACGACGAUAUUCUUCAAAAUCAAAUGAUAUGUAAAUGCUAAUAUAUGUAUAGGUAUAUAUAUAUUUAUAUAUGUAUAUUAUCAAAUCAAAUUUUUUUAUUAUUUUUCUCAUAAAACUAUUCAAAAGUUUUUCCUUAUAUUUCGUAGAAUUCGUGGUUGUAUGCAUAAAACUAGAUCGGUCGUGAUAGUUUUACGGUAGAAUAAAAAAUUAAACAAAGGUUAUGACGGUUUUUCAUAAAAUAAUAAAAUAUCUCACUAUAUAAUUGUAUACACUGCGAGUUAAAUCAAAUAACCGUGAUUGAUUUUCACUUUUGAACACAUUCUUCUUUUUCGUCUUCUUCUGUCCUUUAAUAACCUCUAAGAGUUCUCGUCGCCCGCAAUCUGGAUCCCCUUCCAUUCUACUGUAGUCUAAAAUAACAUCUUUCAUUAUUGAACUCCUAAUCUAUUGAAUCUAUCUUCUGUUUUAUGCAGCUAUCCCACAAGGUAUCUUCUCCGUAGAUUACCAUUAUAACACUACCCUAAGCAUCUUCUCCUCAUUUCUUUGCAUGACAUGACCAAGCCAGAUGUUAUAAUUAAAGACCCGGUUUAAUUGCAUUUAAAACACACAAAAAUUGCAUAAUAAAUUGCACUAUAAAAAUUUAAAAGUUACAUAAAAAAAUUAGAUAAAUGUUACUUUUUGUAAUUAAAAUUUAUAAUUAGAUACAUUUCUAAAUUAUUUUCAUUAAAAUUAAAUCUUUUAUUACAUAAAAUAUGUUUGUACAAAGAAAAACUACGUUCUAAGUUUGCAUUAGUUAUUGGUGCAUAUUUAAAACAAUUUAAUAAAGUAAGCGUUAUGUUUAAAUUAACAUUUGAUUUACUUGACAUAACUUUAUAGUAAGACUUCAAAGUUGCAUACCUUUUAUUUUUUUUCAAUUACAUGCAUACAUUUUUCUUUAAUUUUAGGACUAGGAAUAUUUGUUAAAAUAUCUUCAAUUUUUCCAUGUUUUUCAGUAGUUCACUAUUAGAUUCUCCCACAUUUUUAAGAUUCAUGGAUUACUCGGAUAAGUAUAAUUUUAUGAACGCUAAACUACAUUUGAUUAAAUUAUUUUGUGCAAACUGUUUCAGCUGUUUUCGACACUUGUAGCAUCAUCUAUUAAACUUUCAAACACGUUUUUCUUCAAAUUUUCUUCAAACUCUUCAAAAUUAUUUGCAUAGAAAAGUGCAGCAUUUAACCAUGUUCACUAUCUUGUAAUAAUAGGUUCAGGUGAUAAAAGUAUACCCGUCAUUUCUUUUCUGUAUUUAUUCAUUAUAUGUGGUGCUUUUAGGAAAGCUUUUUUUCCUGAAAUAAAUGAUAUAAGUUUCAUAAGUAUUUUAAUUUAAAAUAGUUACUUAAUAUGUUCCUAUUGUCAAUUAAUUUAUUAAUGUCAGGAUAUAAUUUUCGAAUUUCCUCUAGAACUCUAUUAAUUGCGUGCGCCAUACAUGUAAUAUGAAUUAAUUUCGGGAAAAAUAUGUUUUUGAUGUUUUUGCUGCUUUGAUCAUGUAGGUACCAGCAUCACUAAUAAAAAUUAAUACUUUUUGUUCAAUACCAGGAAACAUUCUUGACGAAGAAUUGAUAACAAAUAGUUUCAUAAUUGGUGGAUUCUUGUUCUUUACAUGCAACUAAUUUAAUAAUUAAUAAAUUUGCAAUAGCCAAUAAACGAAAAGAGUAUAUACAUAAUUAUUUUCAAUAUCACUAAUUAUUUACUCCAUAACGUUUUUAAAAAUAUUUGUUAUGUGAUUUUUCCUUAAAGUGCUUUCGUCCGGAAAUGAUUUGCCAGUAUGUUUUUCCAAAAAUUAUUUUAACACAUGAUUGCCCAGCUCAUGCAAAGGAAUAUUUACAGCAACAAAUGCGUUGCAUAAAUCUUCAAAAAAUACAUUUUUACUAUUCGAAUUUUGAGAAGUAAUCAAAAGCUGUUUUUUUUUCUUUAUUCCUCUGUAAUGCAUUUAUCUGUUGAACUAAAAACAAUAUAUGUAUUCAUGAAAUAAUGUGUAGUAAUUUACAUGUGGUAUGAGCAUAAAAUACAAACUAAUACACUUGUUUUGGAAUGAUGAUCUAAUAGAUAUUUUUUUUCAGUAGACACAGAUUUGUUACACACGAAACAAUAUAUAACCUUUCCAUCUGAUGAAAAUACUUCUUUAUCAUCAUUGUAAGGAGCAAUCUAAUUCUAAAUCUUACUUUUUAAAGUUGAUUUUAUUUUAGGCAAUACAUCAAAUACGUUCGCUGUGCGGUCAAACUGAUCAAAGAAAUAUGUAUUCAAGUACCAACAAGUAAACGCACACGAAUCGCUGUACUACUACGUUGAAUUUAAUUACAACCAUAUGUAUGCAUAUAUAAACGCUUAUUGCUUACUGGGCUCUCCGAGCUUCUAGAAAAUUCCAGACGAACGAUAAAUUCCUAUGAUUUAAUAAAACGUGGGAAAAUUUAUACAAAUCGCAUUAUAAAAUUAAAUAGGCAGGAUAUUUUUAGUAUAUAUCGGCUGUAUAUUUAAUCAGAUCCGAUUUUUUUUUUAUUGCAAAAAAAAGUUGCAAUAUCAAUUAAAUCCGGUCUUUAAUUAUAAUCAAAUCAUUGUCCUUUUAUAAAAUUGGCAACUGGCAUUAUCCUAUUCUUCCUGUAAUUUGCAAUAGUAUUUUUCGUUUCCAUGCAUCUAUUCUCUUAUCCUAUAUAGCGCCACAAAUUGUUUCCCAUACUCUUCUUAAAUGAUCUUAGUAGUCUUCAGGGCUUUGGAUUUGCUUGCGAGUGUGAUUCACAUUAUUACAUUAAAUAGUCUUAUUAUUUUUAUUAUUAUAUUUCUUUUUUUAAGAAAAUUGUUGAUUUCAUAAAUUUAUUUAGGAUGAAUUUCUGCUUUUUUUUAUCAUGUUACAAUCUCUCUUGACUAAUAAUUUUUAACACUCGACAUAACUCCUAUAAAUCCUGAAACUCGUUUACUUUUUUUAACACCAUAUCUUCAUCAUCGUCAUCAUCCAUACAUCCCUACCUUCAUUAUUGGAUGCUCGAUCCGAGGCUUGUACUGCUUUUUUGGUGUCGAUUAAUUAACUGCUCAAAAAUAUUAAGUCCAAGCUCUUGGUUUCUUCAAUUUGCAAUUAUUAAAUCUAUGGACGCCCUCUGAAUUUUCCAAAUUUAUUUUUGGAAUACAUUAUAAAAUUCGGUUUUAUGACAUCUAAAUAUUACACAAUAAUAUGAAAAAUAUUUGAAAAAAAUCCCGAAUUGUUUCCAUAUUAUAUCAUAACUUAUAGUGUAGGCAAUAUUUCAUUUAUCUUGAGUUAAUCGAUAGAAUAUGCACUCUUUAUAAUGUACACCUUUAGUACUAUAGAGGAAAGGUUUUAUAGGGCUUAUGUCAAUUUUGGUCAUUUUUUUUGUUUCUAUAAUAUUGUCUUAUGUUGUCUCUUCUUAUUGAUUUUUUGUUAUAAGUGUAUGUUUUUGAACAUAAGUGUAGGUAUGCUGUGUUUAUGUACUUUCGAUUUAAGUGUUUUAAUUCGCUUGUUACGGCCUACUGUCAAUAUUUAAGCGUACUUAAAAUUCAUUAAUGAUGCGUGUAUACCAUACGCGGGCUAAAAAUAAACUGCGUAUUUAAUUAAUGCAAAAUGUGGUCAGAACCAUUGACGUCGCGCGAUUCACAAAGUGAAUAAAUUGUAGACCAAAUUUAUGGCAGUCUAAUGUGUACCAUUAACUCUGUGAAAGUUCAUUAAACGGUAAUGGCACGUAAUAGGGUCGUAGGAGCGCGCCGGCGGUGUUAAGGGUAACGGGAGAAGAGAGAGAAGUAAAGUGUAGUUUCUCGACGUUUACGGUUUACAUAACGAAUGUGUUCUGGGUUCUCACCCGGCAAAUGUGAAAAUAAAACAACGUCAAGUUUUUGACGAGUUUUUUUUUUUUUUUUUGAAGUGUGCACGAAAAACUUUUUCCAAAUAAAUAUGCGUUGGGUGUCUAUAGAAAAUUCAUUCAUCGUAAAAAGCACGUGGACAACGACGGAAAAUCGGUUUCGAAAAUCUAAGCCCAGCGGAAAGUUUAAAAAUAUGAAUUAUAAUAAUUAUUUUUAGAGUUGGGGGGUGUUUUAGACAUUGUUUAUAUUCUAACCGAAUCGAGAAGUCUAUUGGAUUUUGGUAUAACGUGUAUUUUAUUCUUGGGGUAGGGGUGAAUUGCAAACAAUACAUUUUUCUACCAGAAAUUAAUAUUUAUAAUGAAAUUGUUUAUCUAAUUGGUUCGUUGGGAGAGUUAUUUUUCGAUUUUCCUUGUAUUUUUCUUAAUAAACGGGAAAAACUACUUUUUAAAACAUUACGCGCUAGUAUAUAUUUUAAACAAACGAAUAAAAUAAAAAAUACAACGGGUCAUAUUAUAAUGUUGGUUAAUAAAUUUUAGUGAUUUUUUUUCUUUUUAAUGUUUUUUUUUUUUUUUAGAGCCAUACAACAUCUGAACUCUAAAUUAUUUUAAAUAUAUAUAUAUAUAAAAAUUCAUUAUACAAUAAAAAAGACAACGAUAAAAUAGAUAUAAUAAAAACAUCGUUUGGCGUUUGCUUAUUUGCAUGAUGAAAAUAAUAAAACGAACGUACUAAUACAGUAGUUAUGCAAUACAAUAUUUUAAAGUCAUACGAAGUGACCGACCGAGCAGACUCGAUAUCAUUAUUUUUUUCGAUAAAUCCGUAUAUUAAGGAUUAUAUUAUUUUAUUGAGGGGAGGAAGAGAGGAGGCAGUUUGCAUUGCGAUUAAAAACCAUAUUGUAAUCCCAGUCUAGAAAAAUAUCCCGUCAAUUUGUUUUUAAAACUCGAAUAUAUUUUUUUACCAUUUUUUUUUUUUUUUUUUUUUCCAGUAACUAGUAUAGGUAUGUUAUUGCGAGAACGUCGUCAACGUAAAAAAAUAAUCGGAAAUCGAGAUAGAACGUUAUAAUACACAAAACGAUAAUAAUAUAUUUAUAUAUUUUUUAAUAAAUAAUACGCAAUAUUAUUAUCCCUGUAAAUUAUAAUAUAUACAAUAUGCAAUAUUAUUCUCUAGCUCUCUUCCGAGCCGCGCGGGUUAUAUAUUUAAAAAAAAAAAAAAAAAUAAAAAAUAAAAUAAAAAAACAUGUAUUUUUGCGCAUUAAUCCCUAGUUUGCAAUUCGCAUUAAUCAUUCUGUUGAUUCGCGCGCGGGCAGCAGUCGCGUGUACAGUAUAAUAUAGGAUUUUGAAGCCGCGGGUUUCCAUAUUAUUAUUAAUAUUAUACAUCUAUAUAUAUAUAUAUAAAAUUGAUUUAAAGUUUAAAAUAAACUUUUAAAUAAUAUCGGCAUUUUCCCGCAGUGCGGCUGCGUACGUACCUAUACCCACGCGUAUAAUAUUACUCGUAGUAUAUCAUUAUUAUUAUUAUUAUUAUUAUUACUAUUCGACCGACCAUUGAAUUUCAUUGCAUCGCCGUAAUAACAUUACGCGUUAUGUUAUAUCAAUUUUCAAGUUUCGAACGCUCGGCAGAAGUCAUCGCGUGUUUUCAUUCGGCCGAGUUCUCGCGCGAUACAGACCCGAUAAACAUUGUUCGCAAGUACCGCGUAUACAGGGUGAUUUUCCGGGCGUGCUCGUCCCGUUUCUGCGACGGUUAAAUUACGCGUGCAUGCUCAGAUAAUUCGGAUUUCUGAAACGUUUAAUACGUGUAAGACGUUAUUUUCGAAUGGAUUUUUCACGACGUUUGACGGUGUUUAUUCAAUGGCGAUACAAUACGUUGCUCGUUUCGAACGCGUAUUGGCGUUAUGGUGCGAAUCGCAAAACGGAUAAUAUUUAUUUUUUUUUUUUCCCAUUUUGACGUAUCGUAAAUCGAAAUUUGAGUUAUUUCACUUCAAAGACUGGAUAAUGUAUUAAAUAGGUACAUUGCAAGUGGACUGCACAGGGUUUGGUAACAUUAAUACGAAUUACGAUAAGCGGAAAUAAAAUAUAAAUCGAAUUUUCGUGAAAGUAUCUUUUAGUGUCUCAUGUGACAAAUGACAAAAAACAAACGCACAUACUUUGUAUGAUGGGUGGGCCACUGUUAUAAGUGAGAAAACAGCAAGGUAGAAGGGGAAAUUUAAUGUACAUUUGUGCGCAACGAUUAAUCACUGCAAAUGAAAAGAGUGGAGUUUGUUUAUGCAUGUUUUGAAAGGCCGUAGUAAUAUUCACGAUUUUAAAAUAAUACAUUUCGUACAUUUUCCCGUUUUUCCUAAGUUUUUUCCCAUUUAUUAUAGAAAACCCUAGGAAAAUCCCUAGAAAAAAUUAACGUCCUUCUUUAAGUACCGCCCCAGUCGAAUUUCCUUUCAGAAAAAACGCAACACUAGAAAAUAGGAACGAAAUUUCUAGGAAAAGUUGUUCACAGAAAAAAUAAAACAAACAUUACUGUACAACCAAUUCAUUCCUCGGUCCACUCAAAAUCUAUAAUAGAAUAUUUUGCUAUCGACUAUGUUAUAAAAAUAGGUGCAAUAAUGGCGGUGACCACAUUCGUACGUUUUCGGUCCCGAAAUAACGGUGAAUCCUCUCUCUCUAUCUCGUUCUGUCUGUACCCCCCGACCUUAUUCCCGUCUCCCUGAUUCUAACCUCCCCACCCCCCUAAAACCCAUUUCCCGUAUACACGGCACCGUCGUCCCACACGCAUAUAUCGGACAAACCGCCGUUCGAUCAUGUGACGUACGAUCGUAAAUAAGUCCCGUGAAAAAUCCGACGGGCGUAGCAGGUUUAAUGCGAGGCCAUUUUUUGCGCAAGACGGUCGCGCGUAGUCUCCGUAUGUGUGCGGUGCACCUACGAGAAUUCGUUGCGUGCGCCCACGACCGUACGUGUUUUUUUUUUCCCUUUCCGUUUUUCUCGUCCUAUUUCUACAAACGGAUUCGAUUCCUUUAUUGCAUAUGUAUAUAUACAUAUAUUUUUUUCAAAACUAAAAAUAAAAAAAUUGUUUUUACAAAAUCCAGUGUACAACAGGCAUUGUGCAAUAUUGCGUACUCAUGUAUUUCGUAGCGAAAUUUCGCCGUUACGAAAUAUUUAUUAAUUUCGAAUCUCGAAAUAAAUUGUUUACAUAAUUUACAAUUUACCAUUAACUAAACUAUUUUAACGUGGAAAAAUCGGCGAACCAAUCGAUAUUAUUUAGCAUUAUUAGCCGCGGUGGCAUUGAAAACAAUAUUUAGACAUUAGUAUGAACGCAAUACUCGUUACAUUGUAAUGAUUCAUCUUUAUUAAAUAUUUGUUACGUCAACAUGUGCGUUUCAAAUUUUAUAUUUAUAAAAUGGCUUUAUCGGAGUUUUGCUUUUGAAAAAAUGAUACAAAAAUACGAAAUAGAGAAAUCGUAACACGCGGCUAUAGCCAUCAAUACAGGGGAAGAAACGUAAACAUUUUGAACAGGACAAAAGUUAUUUCGGGCGUCACAUCUUCGUGUUACAGCCUGUACAUGUAUUUUUCACCUCAUUCCCUUCGCUCACACAAUCUGUACGACAGUACGUAUAACACGUUACGCGAUAAUAUAAUCACACGACCGUGUACAAAAAAUAUAAAUAUUAAUAAAAAAAAAGUUCACGUGAACAGCGGAGCUCUGUCACUAGAGGAGUCGAUGUUUUCCCCGUGGUCGAUUUGUCUCUGUAACAAUAUUUCAUUUCCCCCUCCUCCUCGAGCAUAAUCGAUCUAAAAACACUUAUGGUUGCUAGUUUUGUAAUAUUUAAGUCCGCAUUUAGGGAUAUUUCCAAACUGGUUUAAAAUCGUGAAAACAUAACUCUUUAGGUAAAUCCCAAAAAUACGCAUGCCAUUAAUAGAUAGGUCAUGCAUAUAUCAAAUUUUAUCCUCCCGGCUUCAUUGCUGGAGUCCUCGGGCGUAUACGGAACUAAAAUAACACUUUGAGCUAAUUUGAUCAAAAAUCAGCCGCUAAAAGUAUAAACAAGUAGCAGUACAAAUACAUACAUAAAUUAUAAAAUAUAUACAUAUAGCAAACACAAUGUGCAGUGCAACAGUCUUUGUUGUUAGGGAAAAUUCGACGAAACAUUCUGCAAAUUAAAAAAAUAUGACGAUAAUACCAGUUUAAUUUCUGUUGAUUUCUGGCUUGUAUACAAAAGGAAAAUCGGUUUUAACGUUGUAACUCUUAUAACCUAUUAGUUUUUCAAUAGUUUAUCCUUGCUCUUAUUAUUGGAACUAAAUUACAGUAUAUUCGAUAUCUUUGAAAAUUCACACCUACAAUAUUGGUGUACACAUCAUGCAAAUAUGUCCGGUUUAAUUAUUUUUUUCAAAUAUACCUGUUAGCGUGGUAGAAUAAUUCUGAAUUAUUGAAAAACACUACGGUGAUAGCACAGUAGAAUUUCAAGUUGCACAAUACAUAUAUUAUUAUUCUGCAAAUCGGUAUACAAAUACUAUAAUUUUCCACUAUUUUAGCUCACUCGUGAUGAUUGUUUCGGUGGUUAAAAUUUCAAUAAUCACUAUUUCGACCCGACUAUAAAUUAUUAACGUUCGAACAUCAUCAUUGCCAUAAUUUUCCGAAAAUCGCAUAAAAAUGAUAUGUUACACUGUAUCAUAUGCUGCGUAAAAUUCUGACGAAGACAAUAUUACGUUUUGAUUAAUUUAGUUACCUAUCAUGAUGAACCGUUUUAUUAUUUUUUUUUUUUAAAAAAAAAACAAGUCAUUUUAAUUGAUACAACGAGUAUAAAUAUCAUGCACGGGAGAUUGUCGGUUUUUUGCACUCUGUAUACAGUGGCUUAGACUGGAUUCAUCUACGGUGGGGGAAGGAGGUUGGAAGUUAAGGGAUUUUAGGGAUACACGACAUGCUUAAGGUUACCUAUCGCUAAAAAAAGCAAUGGGAGGACAGUAGGUUACAACCUCCCUGGCUACGCCACUGUCUGUAAAUUAUGUGUAUGCCGAUUUAAUUUAUGUCACCAGCUCUACGCGUAUAAUAUAAACAUAUAACAAUAACAAUAAUACAUUUGGGUAGUAUUCCCGGCGACGACAACGGCCGUGUGAGGACGCGAAACUUUACCGUGGGUUUGUGAUUAGGAAUCCUUUGGGAACAUCGGCCUACUCGCGUAUGAUAUGUGUGCGCGUACUUACGUAUUAUAUAAAUCUUCGUAUUUCCCCCCUCCCCACGCCCGCCCCGUCGGCAGACCUAAGCCCCGGGAAUAUCUACAUUACUACCCGUAAUCUCCUCCCGGUCGGAUGGCCCGGUAGGACGGCCCGGGACGACGAGCAAAGGUUUUACCAUAGAAUAAAAUAUCGUCGACGAGAGCAUCACAAUAUCGUCGAUACGCAUUUAUCGUUGCCGAAAAAUAAAUAUUUAAAUGCGCUACGUUAAUUUUUUUUUUAUUAUUAUUAUUAUUAUUUUAAUUUUGUUUUAUCUGUUCUGGGAACAGGUGUACACGAAGAGUAAUAUCUAUUCCGCAAAAAAAAAAAAAAAAAAAAUUAUAAAACGCAAUAUCCAUUACGGCGACCGCGGCGGUAUAGUUUCGUGUUAACGCGCGCAUAAACAUCGAGUUUUGUUUUGUUUUUUUUUUUAUCUGUUGCUUCGACGAAUUGGCCUAUUGUUUUGGAUUUAGCCGUAUAUAACGUACUACAGUAGCCACACACACACACACACACACACUCGUCAUUCGAGUAAAUUUUCGAAACCCGUAUCCGACCGUAUAUAACAGACAGGAUAAUACAAUUUGGGUCGUUUUUAAAACGUAUUUACGAGCCGCGUGUUUUCGUAUUGACCGUAACAGUAUCAUGUCAUAUUUCAGGAAAACAACACUCCGCGGCCGCGUGUCAACAGUGAAAUAUCGUCGAUUUUCUGUGUUGGGAAUACACAAUUGAUAAAAUGCAUUCGUGUCGUACGCGCAUCACAAAUUUACCAUCGUAUUAUACUUUAUACUAAAAUUUAGCAACGAUUCAUAAUAUCAUAUCAUUUUUAACUAUUUAUAAUUAUUAUGCGUUACAUAAACCUCGAUAAAUAUAAUUUCCGUCGAUAACGAACGAUCACCGUCGGUUAAACCAACCGGUUUAGGGUCUCGGAAGUCAAUACUAGAGUGGUCCGAAAAAUAAUUUUUUUUCGCAGUCGUAUGUUUAUAUUUUAUUUAAAUUUGCGUGACAAUACCGUCCAUAGAAUGAAGGUAAAUCGUCAGAAUGCAAUUAGGAUAACUAUUUGAUAAGGAGAAAAUCGAAUUUAACAGAGUAAUUAGCCACGAGACGUAAAAAUUGAAACAAUGUCGAUAAACUGACUAACUGAAAUAACCCUUGAAAAACGUUUUCGUUGUGCAAUCUCCUGCGUUUUGUCUACCGUGGACAAUACUGAUCGUAUUUCAACACUCAGUACGCUAAUCCUUAAAACAACUAGACAGCCUACUGUAUUAUAUAGAGUCUCAUAAGAGGUUUAAAGACUAAAGUCGUAUGUAUUAAGAUAACUAAUUACAUAUAUUGUUUACACCACGAAUAUACGUGAACAUAUAGUAACAAUUUGUGAUUAAUCAAAUAUUCUUCGUGUUAUCACAUUUUAUAUUAAUUAUAGAAUAGAUAAUUCAACGGCAUAAGUAAACAUUGUACGUGUUAAUCAACGAAAUUCGUUCUCUUUAUGUACGGCAGCCCAAUAAUUUCGGACUGUCUCGCACGCCGCUAACGGGUGUCUGUUUUAUAUGCCUAUCUGAACGCUCAUCACGUUAUUUGAUUACGACACUUGGGUUACGUACCUGAAAAAUAAUAUUUAAAUUACAUUAGCCUUACAGACAAUAUGAGUAGUGGCUUUAAACAGUCUAAACCGUUAUUAUAAACCGGGUCUAUAGUUUGUAAUCUUGUCAAUUGUGCGUGCACAUAUACCUAUAAGUAUACGAGUAUACUACUGUAGUGUAUACCGAUGGCAUGUGGGCAACAUACGUUUUCUCUGCGGACAAAAGGGUCGAAUGAAUUUUCAUUUAGAGAAGCGACGGUUGAAUAAUAAUAAUAUUUCAUCGUGGACAAAUGAUAUACGCCGAGCCAAUAGUAUAAACACAACGGAUUAACAUCAUAAAGCCUCGUUAAUUAAAUUUCGCUCGUUGAAUAUUACAUUUAUAUCAUAACAUACAGAAUAAAAAGUUACCUAUCUGCGACGGCGUUCAAACUGUUUUAAUUUUAAAAUAAAUCCAAUUACAGUGCGUAUAGGUAAAAUAAAUAAGGGAGGGUGGGGGAAAAUGCUUAAAAAUUAUCACUAUUAUAGGACAGAUUCGCACGAACAGUAGAAAUAAAUGUUUCAAGGACGGUUUUGUACGCGAUAAAAAAAAAACAACACCGGUUUUUGAGUUAUAACAAAAUCAUUUUUAAUAUUUAAGAAAAAUUUCGAUUUAAUAUUCCGUUUUCCGAGAUAUUUCCAUCCAACAAAAUAUUAUUAUAAUACGCGUCACUAAAACAUAUCGGAGCGUCAAUUAUUCAGUGAUUCAGACGAUACUUUAGCAGUCCUAUUUUUACCGAGAACACUGACUUCCUCGGAGCACAAUUAAAUUUGAGGCAUUGACGGUAAAACCGCGUCUUAACAGAGUAUCGUAUCGUGUUACCGAUGUUUUAAAUUUUUGAUAAGCAAUCAACAGAGCCUAUCAAUCAUAAGCUUAUCAGAAAGUUCCGUUUGUGUGUGUGAUUUGUUUCAAGUAGGGGGAGUGUUAAAAAGCUAACGGGGUCGUUUCAUUCGUAAAUAUAACGUAGGAAUAAUAUUUAAAAAAAAAUAAACAUUUUCGAUAAUAUUAUAACAUAUCUCGGGUACACGGAAAAUAUACUGGCUGAAAAAUCAAAACACGACUGUGCUUACGAACCGAUAAAUUUUAAAAUGCAACAAAAGAGGUAUUUUAUCGCUUAACGAUUGUUUUCCGGUAAAAAAUGACAAAUAAAUCAAGCCUAGUGACACCAACAGUUCCUUGGCUACGUUCGGAAUCCAAAAAUAUUCUCAAUUAGACGCACUCGCUGCAAAUUAUUUUCGCGAGCUAACAGCAGAGACGCGCCACAGCGCGCCGUGUUUCGUAUCGCGUAUGCCGUACGCGCGUUGAAUGUAAACGUUUAUUAAACAUAUUGUAUCAUCAAAGUAUAGCAAUCGACAUUUGUACCUUUGUAGUGUCGCCCGUGCGUUUUUUACGCUUCGUGAACACGUAUAGAAUAGUUAAACGUUAUCGCGUACGUAUAGAUACACGAAAGACCGGAAAGAGUAUGGGUAAUUCGUCAGAUCGAUGUGAUAAAACAAUAUAAACAGUAUUCAGUCAUUCGCGCUUUGCCGGCCCCUUUAAAUGUAUUAAUAAUAAUGUGACGUACGCUAAUAAUAUUAUUGUUGUGCAAUUUAUUGCGCAUUGAUAACCGACCGUAGUUGACCCGGGUAGGUCGGCCGAAUAAUUCGCCUAUUGGCGAAAAACAAUGUUGUGCGUGCGAGUCGUACGAAAAGUAAACGUAUCAUUUAUAAUAACAUGUUAUCGAUUAUACGAGAAUAAAAUAUUUGGCAAUUAAUAUCGAUUAAUCGCAGCCGCGGGCCGGUUGAUAUUCUGCAUUGAAAAACAAACGAAAACGAUGAUUUGGUAUAUCAUUAUAUUAUAUGUUGUCACGGUCCGCACGUGUGCAUUCUGUCUCUUGCGGUUUUUUUUUUUUUUUUUAGUCGGUUUUCACGCUGUUUUACGUAACGUCACGGUUUUUUUCUUAAUUUUAGAUUUUGAGCAAAGCGAGGCAUGUAUUGGUUUAUUUAUAUGGCCUAUGAUAUGUUUUUUUUUUUUUUAAUAUUAUUUCCGUGCCUUUAAAAAACUUUUCUAACACGAAAAUUGCUCGAACCAAAAACUUUAUAGGAACUUUCUUGUAGUAUAUUGUAUCUAGUCAAUACAUUGAGGAGAUCGUUUUUUUCCUCGUAGCUUUUUUAAUACUUAGUCGACUGGAAAAAAAAAACGGUAAAAGUACGACUGAUAAAUACUCUAUUCAGAAUCGUUGUUCGUCAACAACGGUUUUUCGUUGCGUACAGAUAUAAAUUAAAUUAAUCUACUGUGCCAUCCCUAUUUUUCAUCAUCCCUCCUGGAACAGCAGUAUUGGCCUUUUUAUAUAACAUAACAUAAACGUUUGAUGUUUUUACUGUCAAAAAUGUAUUAAUUUAUUUAUAAUACAUUGCAAUUAUGAAAACGUUCGAUUCCAAUUGAGCAAAAGAAAAAGAAAACCAAGUGUUUAACUAAGUCCCACUCCGAAUCGUUUUUCUAUGCCGCGCGUCGUCACAGCGUUAUUACUGCGGUGAUCGGUGUGUCCCGUAGGUUUUCGGGGAAAUAAGCUCGAGGGGAUGGUAGAAAGGAAUAAUACGGCAAACUCCGCUCGUCAUUGUUGUAAUAUUAUUAUUAUUAUUAUUAUUACGAUGAUUAUGGCGGUUAUACGACCGUGACCGUUAUUAUGAUAAUAAUACAACGCCGCGGAAUCAAAACCGCGAAAAGAGUUUCGCCGACGACGGCGGGACGACGAUAUCCGUGGGAUAGAGGUGCGCGCGCGCGAGCGUGCGUGUGUGUGUGUGUGUGCGUAUGUGCGGAGAGGGGGUUAUAUUAUAUCGCGGGACCGGGCAGCAGAGACACGGAGGAGGGAGGGAGCGAACGAAUCCGCCGCCCCUCUAUACACACACACACACAUAAAUAUAUUAUUAUAUAGCCACACGUCGACGGGAUUUGAAUUUAAAUUGCCACGACGACACCGGCGCGCAAAAGAACAACAAGACCGAAAAUCACGGGUCUCCGUUCCACGCGCGUCUUUUGCCCUUCCCUCCGCCCCCCAACCACCACCACGCACACCGCGUUACCGUCGUCGCCCGGCCGCGCGCUCCGGGGCGUUCGGACACGCGCGCGCGCUGUCGCGGGCGCAAUGCGAACGUCCCGGAUUAAUUAUUCAUAAAGGAAAUUGGAACGCAGUUUACAAUACGCGCGGGGCCGGCGAACCGGUGGCGGCGGGUCCGCGUACAGUAAUACGCGUCGUCGGCGGUGCGAUUAUGUCGUUGCGGCGCGCACGGUGCCCGACGAUCCGCGUCGCGGUAAUAAUAAUGACGGCGACGCUGAUAGCAGUAACGUAUACCGCAGUGGUCCGCCGCCGUUUGCGGCGAUGACGAUAGUAGCGAUAACAGUGAUAAUAUUGCGAAACGCGACCGCGGCCCGUGAUCAACGCGAGGUAGCCGCGGCGACGGGCGGACCGGAUGCUUUAUCGGUAACGCAAUAACAGGGAGACGGGGCGGGACGUUGACGGGCACUUGGAAUCCGCAAGCGAGAAUUAAAACGGAACACGAAUUCGGACGAGAAGAUCGGCCCGCGAGACCGUGUUUUUUCCGGAAAGUACCUAUUUGCUCGCGACCGAUAACAAUGUUUUCGGAAAGAUAAACGCCACGGAACUGAAUUUUCAAAGUCCUCCCCCCUCCCCACCGUUAUGCCGCCCACGGUAUGGAUAAGGUUUGGAUUUGAAACAUGUAGUAUUUAUUUUAUCGUGCACAGUUAUGUACAAUCAAUCGGAAAUAUCAUUUCGAUAAAAUACGAACAUUGUGACGUAUUGUACAUUAUACGCGUUCUAUUACUGAAAAUCACCAAACAUAAUAAUUGUCAUGACAAUAACAUGAAAUUAUCAUUUCGCGCAAAUAACAUUUUCGAAUAUUCUAAGAAAUAAUAAUUUUCCUGGACAAUGAAUAAUUUCUCGAUUCGUAUAACUUUCCAUAAAAAAAAGCCCCAAAUAUAGUAAAAAUUGUAGAGUUUUGAAAAUCUCCCAUAUAACGGCUUUGACCGGUUAAAUACAAUUAUUUUUAAACCCUACAAAAAUGAUUAACAGAAAGUAUUUUUUUUUUUUAUUAAGUCGGGUUAAUAGAAAUAUACGUCAAACAUUUGGCGAAAUUUCGUUCGUAUGUUAAAUAAUUUAUGCGAGUGUAGACGUAUUCGGCGCAAUACCGAACACACGAUCUGUCGUCCACGGGUUUUUUUUAAGCCGAAACAUAGAUUUGCGUUGCAACAUGUUCGUGGUGAGUUUUACAUUCGACGCACAACGCAAAUUUUUAUCAGUGUGGACCAUCUUAUCACGUACAAUUGAAUUAUUAAAAAAAUGGCUCGGCGUUAGUCAUUUUUCUAGUGUUGGAAAAUGGUAUUUCACAAGUUACAGUCGGUAAAGGGGGAAUUUCAAAACCUUUAUACCGUUUUUACUUUUAUAAAUAUUAAUGUUAAGUGCUUUUUUGACGUAUUUAGGCGGUUUUUUGCGAAACAAUUUAUAGGUACAGUCGAAUAACGGGUGGCAAUAACGUACAUAAUAUAUUCGUUUUACUAUUAUAUGUGUAUGUGUUUUUUUUUUUUGUUUCUGCCUUGUUUUUGCAUCCAGAAAUCUUUUUUCGAUUGUUGACAUCGGCAGUGAAUUUGUCUGGUAGCGAUCUCAUCUAGUCGGUGUCAUUAAAGAGGACUUUUGUUUUUCAUUUUACUUUUCUUCAUGACGGGGGAGCCAUACUACUUAAUUUAUACGUUAUAUACAGUAUACGGGUCAGGGACUAGAAUCGAAACGAAAAGAAACGGUUCUGGAACCGGAAUUUCUGUUCACAAAAAGUGAAAACCCGGAACCGAACUGGAAUUUUUAUUUAACAGAACCGAAAUCGAACCGAUAAAUAUUUUUUAAAAGAACCGGAAGCAUAAAAGCACUGGUAAAAUCAAAUGGUUCCGGUCCCUGGUACGAGAAUAUUAAAUAAACCACCAUUUAUAUCCUAUACUUUUCCCGCGAUAUACUUAUCACCCGCGCAUCAGUAUAGUCUGCACAUGAGCAGUAUCCUAUUUUUUUUACUUAUUUGAGUUGUACCAAACAUUAUGUUCUUCAUCCAUACCAAUUUUUUUCUCGGGUGCUCUGUGCAUAUAAGAUCGUUGAUUCCAAAUGAACAAACUAGUUUGUAACGUUCGUGUAACAGAUACACUUAUGGAAGGGGGACAUGCACAUAAACAUUCAAACCUCCCCCGUUAUCUGCGACAUUUUCGCACAACCAUCGGGAUUUUUUUUUUUAUUAUUAUUGUUUCCUUCGCCGAAAAAACGCGAUCGUAUCGCUUGUUCUGUCAUCGUCAUCGUUGUCAUUGAAAAAAAAAAUCUAAAAUUUCAUCAUUUUACCGUACCGACAAGAAUUUCCGGCGGCAAACGCGUGCAGGCAACGCUGUUAUCUAUCCCGGCGGCGGCGACACACGCACUAAAAAUAAAUGGCCAAUGACUUUUGAUCAAAAAACGGCAUUUCACCCGGUCGAAACGGUCCAUUUGAUUUCAAUACUUUCUGCUCCCCCCCCCAUACACACCCAUGCCGCCGCCGCCACCCCACGUGUUUAUUUCCACCGUACAUUAUGAUAAAUUAUUAUUAUUUUACGGAUAUUUUUGCGCCGCCGGUCCGAUGGGAGUUCUGCAGUGAAGGGUUCCCGGGUGACUGCCACUCCUACACCCCUCUUUCCCUUACCCCCUUACUGUCCUUGGGGCUCUUGAUAAAUGUAUAUAUUGUUGUGUUUAAACUCCGCGCGUUCGAUUUUCAUUUUGUGUUUUAUUUGGCACGUUAAUAUUAUUAUAUUAUCGGUCUAUAAACUGUGUCCGUUAAACGUAUAGAUGGUAGAUUGGUGUCGUAUCGAUUUCGUGUUUAAUUUUUCGCACCGCAAUAAUAAUAUAAUAAAAUGACCGGCAUUGGCGAUGCCACAUAAACAUAUCAGCCCGGCCAUGGUCGCUAGUCUUCGAACGUGACGGGAGACCUACAGUAACGUUUGAGUCCAGCCCUAAGAUUUAUAAAAUGUCUUUUUUUAAUUAUCGACCGUAUAUUCCGGAAAAAGGAGUGUUUUUCAGCCUAAUACGCCCUAACAAGCAUCACCCCUAAUAAAAUUAAUCGAGAAUGACAUUAUUUAUAUGUAUGGUAUAAAUAUCAAAGAUAAUAUGCCAUUAUAAGAUAUAAUAGUAGGUUAUUACGUUAUAAAUUACAGAGCCACCAAAUCAUUGUUGCUGUACCCUUUGGAAAUGUUCAUGUUUUUGUUACAUACUUGACGAAAUUGGAUUAUUUCCAGUUUAGACUGAUUUCCAAACACUUGCGCGUUCAACAAUACGGUUUUUGUUGAACAAUGUUUCCAUUUCUUUUUUUCUGCUUGGUUGCCUCGGUCAUUUCUUGCUUUCAUUUGUUUGGACGUCAACGAUCGGCCAAUUUAUUUUUUAGUGAACUUUUCUCCCCAAAAUUGCUAAUCUCUGUUCCUUUAUUACAAAACGUUAUAAUUUUAUUUCCAAACCACCGCUUAAACCAAAAUAUAUAUUUAAUCUUAUUAUUAUUAUUAUUAAAGUUGAAAAUGUUAGCAGGAAAAAUUACAGGUUACCUAUUAUCAUUAAACCACUUACAAUGUUUUAUCUUCCAAUUCAAAUUUCCUCGAUAGGUCCUACGUUAUUUUCUAGGUCUUAAGCCGACUUUAAAAGGUCAACCGACGAUGGUGCAUAAUUAAAUAUUAUACUCUACAACGGCCGGCGAUAGGAGUACGGGCUAUUAAAAAUAUAUAAAAUGCUAAUUAAUCCGACCGUGUCGUGUUGUCCUGAAACAUUUUACGAAAUCGCAUUAUUAAGUCGUAAACGAAAAUAAUAUCCUGAAGUACCGUUAUCACGUACAAAUGGAUUUAUUGCCCGAUAACACGUAGGUACCUAACCUAUAAUACAAAAUAUGAAUAGGUACACCGUGACUAUACAUUAUUACGCAAUAAAAUUUAAAAUAAACAACCGCGUGGCCGGUACCCGAAUCGAUUUAAUUGUAAACAUUCAAGCGAUUCCUGAAUGUGGAUUUAUUUCUAAACCGUUUCGGCAUAAAACUGUAGUAAAAGCUUUUUUUAUUAUAAAACUGCGGUCUUUUAAAUUUCAUGCUUAGAUCAAAUUUUUGAUAAAAAAAAACAAUUUUUAUAAUCAUAAAUUCUAAAUUCUUAUUUUUGGAGGUGAAUCGACUACCUACUUUUAGUUUUUUAAAUAUCAAGCUACAUUAAAAAUUCCAUAAAUAGAUGGAUUAUUGGUUUCAAUACAAUUUGGUAUUGCUAUUUAUUUUUUAAAAUAUUCCACUUUUAAGUUUUGGUAGGAGAAGAGUAGCUAAACAUUAUUAAAACACCAAGCACUGUACCCAAACGACGCUCCACUAAACGCUCUCCCUUUAAUCCCAUGAAUUACACGAAAAGUUCGUGUUUAAAACACGAAAUGACUAUCAAAACCGUAAAUAUUGAGGUCGAAUUCAUAAUAUUAUAUAAAUUUUGGAUAAGUAUCUUAGGUUAUGAACGCAGUAAGGAACGUAUUGGUUUUACUGUGAUAAUAUGUGAUUUUUUAAAUUUGUUUUCCUGUUUUUUUUUUUUUUUUUAUUGAAUUUUCCAACAGAAAUCUUAUCUAUUUUCAUUAAACACAAUUCUUACAGUGUUGUCCAACUUUUAGGUCUAAGUGUACUGAAAUAACUUUUUUUCCUUGACACACGGCUGAAAUAUGUAAUAUCAGCAUAAAAUGAUUAAAUAAAAAUACUCAUCACUGUUGUUUUUGGUAAUCGAUGAGGAAUCAGAAGGAUAUAAGAACCCCUAACCUCUUCCCUCCUUUACCCGUAUCACUGACUUUAUACCUAUAAAAUGUGAUUAUUUAUUUUCGUCGCCUAAAUCUUAAACCACUAUAAUUUAUUGUGUCCGUAUGUGACGUCCCGAUGGCUAUUACUACUAUUACACCACCAGCCCAUUUCCGAAAUCAUAAUAAUACCAUAAAUCCUGACGGUUUAUAGAUAUCUAAGUGCUAUACCUCCAACUAUCGUGUGUACGAAGCGUUUUCAAUGAUUGCGUAAUACGAACACGGGCGUAUAGGCCGCUAAAACGUGCGUUGCAUCGGUGAAAUAUUAUAAUGUUUGAUGAGAAAUCGAAAAAAAACAACCGUAUUGCUGCUGCGGCGAUGUUAUUAUAUUAUUAUUUUCUUCGGGAAAUCGUUUCGUAAAAGAAAAACGUACCUUAUCGGUUUCAUAAAAUAUCGUGUACUUUCCUAGAUAUGUUUUCCGUUUAAUGGGGGAAAAAAAAAAAAAAAAUAAUAAUAAAAAAAUGCCGUGCCGUUUCCUCCGUCACCGUUGUAAAUCACACACAGACACACUCGUACAACAUUACCUACCUACAUACGUAUACGCUGCUGUAGUACCAACUACAUUUCUGUUUUUUUUACGAAUCGUAUAAUUUUACGAGUUUUUCUCUAUUCCUCCCGCGGCGCGGCGUGACGUGAUUUGGAGGGUAUAGUUAUAGGGGGAUAGGUAGGGUAUACCUGCAGUGGGGCUCCAAACGAGAGUAGGUCUGUGACAUGCAAUGCAAGAAAACGGCACGCAAGGCGUACACUAUAAAAUAUACAACUAUUUCCCUAUAAUAUAUCCACGUUAGAUUAUUAUUGUUAUUAUUAUUAUUAUACACGAUAUGAUAUGACUAUAGAAAACUGUUAGUCGUGUAUAUGAGUAUUAUAUAUUCCUCCGUCCUCCCCCCUUUCUGACCUCGUAUAUAUGCGUAUGGUCGUGCGCGAUCGUAAAUUUUGCCGUGUGUAUAAUCACUUCGAACCAGCAUUAUAUCGAUGUUGAUUUCAGUUUUGAACACGUGUUGUGCAGCGCGCGGCUAAAUAAUAUUUCCAUGCAGGUAUAUUGGCGGCAACUGGAGUCGGGCGAUACAGAACGUGUUUCAGAAUUCGACAUUCAAUACCAAUACUCGAUUAUCGACGUCUAUUCGUUUAAAAAUAAAUACGAAACACAAAACGUUAUAAUGUUCUAACCGUUAAUAUUAUUUAAAUAAUAUCAUAUUGCGUAACGAAUAAGCAUCUAUUAGCUUGGUUAAAAAACUAUUAUUUAAAAUUCAAACGCAAAAACCUGCUGAAUUAUUUUUUAACCGCAGACGUGGCUUUCACGUCAUCGCUUAUUAUAAUUUAAACGUAAUCAAAUAUCGAAACCGCAAUUUUAUAGUCGAUAUUAAUAAGUAUCGGAAAUAUCGAUGUCUCUAGUCAUAGUGGUAACUUUAUGAUAUUACGCGGAUGUCUUUGUCACCAGUGACAGAGAUUUUAUUAGUUAUCACUGGUAUACACCUGGCAUUUAGGAAGGAAAGCAGGCGAAAAAAUCACAGCCGGCUGAAUUUUCUUUCCGUGACAUUUCAAUAAUACAUGCGCAGUUCACAACUGAAUUCAGUCAUAACUAUCCGUAUCAUAUGGCUAGUUGUUUAACCGUGCGUGUAAAAUAUGCGCAAUAUUAUAUCGGUUUCUCGAUUUAUAAAUAUUAUUAAUUGUUUUAUUAGUGUAAUUGAUCUGGUCGUAUUGAAAAAGUAUAUAUCCAAUUAUUUUUAUAUGGUUACUUAAACUGAGGUUUUAGUUAUUUGAAUAAAUCACAACCCCGCGAAGACAAAAUUAAUGGUCACUUCCCGAACCAGGAUCAAACAGAAAAAAAAACACCUAGUAUAGUACUUAUACCGUAAAUUGCAUUGUAUGACCUAGUGUCGCUUUCGGCACUCUUUAAGAACGAUCGAUUGGGCGACAUUAAAAUUAUGAGUCCCAGAUGCGCCGUAUUUUAUAUUUGAAAAUGUUAUUAAAGUACGUCGUAAUGCAAUGAAGCCGUCAAAAAAUGUUAUUUAAAACUGUAUUAAAAUGUAUAUUAUUAACCUAAAUAAACAAACUUUGAUACUGCUUGGGGAUAAUCCACUAUUGCAGAUGGAUAAUUGAGAAAGUAAAGGAUAUAUAUUGCAUUAUGAAACGAUAAAUCGUUGCCAACGAAAAAUGAUCCUGAGUGGAAAAGAAUUAUCGUGUUUUUUCCAUUAUUUCCAUGAGAACUCAGAAGUCAACAAAAAUAUUUUUAAAAAAAGGACCCAUUAGGUUAACUAUUGCGAUAUAUGUUUCAAUUAAAAAUCUAUUGUGUGCGAAAAAACUAAAGUAUUUUCUAACCAAAAAAAAAUAAAAAUAAAAUUCACCUCUUUGGUGGUAUAAGUAUUUAAGUAUUAGGAAUUUCUGAAGAAAAUGUUUCCGAUAAAGUAUCGUCAGGCGAAAAGUCCACAUCUUUUAAAGUAAAUGUAUGCCGUGAAAAAUCGGAGCAUUUAUACUAACUGAAAAAGGAUUUUCCAAGAGAAAAAAACAUACAGCAUGAUACGAUCAUAAAACUAAUAGCUUUUUCUUAGAAUCUAAAACUCUGCACAGAAUUAUAAUCCAAUUUUGUUAAGUACAUUCAUAGGUAUACAAUAUCAUUCUGAUAUUUCGAUUUUUCUUUGAGUAAAUUUAAUACUAAACACUCGAUAAACAGCACUUAUAUUUUUUCCUCCCAAAUAAAUACAAUAAACGUGUAUUUAUACUGUAUUUCAUUUUGUUGUUUUAAAAACGAAAUUGUACAAUAUCGCAUACCUGACCAUAUCAAUUUAAUACAAUUUAUAUUCAACCCUACUACUACACAAUUCCAAACUCAAAGAAAGGUAAAUGUUUUCAAAAAUAAAAAAAAGACUACUCCGCCACAACGGUCUUAUUAAUAAUUCCACGUUGAAUUUAAAAAGGAUUUAAAAAGUUUAUGCCAAGACGGGGUAAUUAAAAAACAAUAGAAAUUAUAAUAGGUUUUACCCAUGAUAAAAAAAAAAAUGAUCAGUGAACUCUGAAGAAACGUGAAGUUUAAUUUAUUCGGUCUUAUAAUAUAUAAAGGACCAGCGGUGAAGGACAAUAGCGAAUAACUAGCGGCGAAAAUGAAGACUUGUUUUUCCCCUUGAAAUUACCAACACAAAGAGGAUCAUUACGUUUGGGACUUUACAAGAUUUCGAAGUAUUUUCACUCGGGACCGUAUAGUCGAGUGCCGAGUGGCAUACCUUAGACGAUUUCAGACGAAACUCUUCGCGGUGUCUUCUAGAUGUUUACCUUGAUGUAUUUGAUGACGUUCUUAGUGCACACAACUUUUCAAAGCUGUAAUUCCAACGACAUAGUAAUAUAUCAAACAUUUUCGUUCUAAUCAAAGUUUCUCUUACACUAUUAAAUAUACUACAUCAAUGGAGACGAAUUCAAACAAAAAUCCUAACUAGUCUAACGAACUAAGCGCAAUAAUUAAAACAUAUUAUUAUGCCAUUCGUUUUACUCAUGUUUAAUUUCGAAUUAUUAUAGGGUUGAAGUAAUGUUGUUAAUCUUUUAAUGCAUCUGAAAUUAAUAUCUUCAGUUUUAUGGGUAAAGUCCAAUCAUUGUAUUCGGAUAACAAAUCCACAUUUAUUGAAAGAGACGGUUUUGAUUUUCGUUUCAGAUCCAAACUUAAAUUUGAAAACUCUUGUAAUAUAUAAAUAGUAAUUAAAAAUAUAUAAAAAAAAAAAAAAAAAAAGAUAAUUUCAACACAAUAAAAUUGUAUAUUUUUAAUAUUCAAUAAUUAGUAAACUAAUCAUGAAUUAUGAUUAUCUGCAAUUUGUCAAAAAAUAAUAUGAUGGAAAUAAAAAGAUUAUGUUUGAAUAAUAAAUAUGAAACAUGAUAAACAUCAGCCAACGACAUUUUCUAUCAUUCGACGUUCACAAGAUAAGAAUUGUUAUUUUAUAUUAAAUUUGUAAAAUUCAGUUCGUAUAUACUUAUUUACUCACUGUCGUCAGAGUCACGGGGUUGUCAAAAGUUUUGACGAACAUUAUUCCAGCAAACUUGUGUCUUUUGGGUCGGACCGUUACCAGAACGCGCGCAAGUUAUUCACAAUGUUUACUAAUUUAAAAGUUUUUUCAGAUUGUUUUCCUUACAUGUGCAACAGAAGUUGCAUGUAGUGUGUUUUUUUUAUUUUUUAUGUUUAUACAUGAAAUAUUUCGCUAUGUUAAUAAUUAUAAAUCUUUAAACUAUAUAUUUUAAACGUACACAAUUGUUAUUUAUUUUAACUUAAUUCUUUUUUUUACAGAAGAAUGCGAUGAAGCACUCGGUAUGGAGUCCGGCGCUAUUCCGGAUUCUGCGAUCACGGCUAGUUCAUCUUAUAAUGUACCGAACGUUGGACCGAGUAACGGAAGGUAAUAUAUUUUAUAAUUAGGUAAAAGGUUUUUUUUCCCCGUGGAAUAAAUAAAUUUGAGUUUACUACGAUUUUGAGCCCCUUCCGUGGCGAAUUCGGAAGAGGGCGUCAUAUAUUAAAUUGCAUUUAUACACAAUAAUAAUUCGAGCAAAAUAUAUUUACAUUUAUUGUAAAAACCAUUUUUCUUGAGAUUAUUUUAAUAAAUGCAAAUUUACUUACUACAAUUAUUUGUACUUAGUUGAGUAAUUAGUGCUAACGUUCAAUCAAUGAAGUAGACUGGAUAAGAUCCAGUUUAUUGUCCCAAAGACUAUAACGGUCCAAGUUAGGUUGAUACCUGAUUUUGUUUUAUUAAUAUUAUGUAGUUACAAUAUAAAUGACAAUUGUCCGUAUUUUUUUCUAUAAAUUUAUUUAUAAUAUUGAACUUAAAAUGCAUGUACUUACAAAUAAAUUACGUCAUAACACACGCCAUUUGGUUUUACUAUUGAGUAAAACUUUAAAUGAAUCUGGUUUAAAAUUUUUUUGAAUUUACAUGAACCCACAAAUUGAAUCCACACAUAACCAAAUAAAUUGCGAAUAUUUUAAACAGUUAUAAAUAACACGAAAAUCCUAGAAUAUUUUACUAUAUCUUGAAAUUACUAAUAUAGGUAUAUUAGUAUUUAGUAAAAAUGUCAAAUCUCUAUGAUUAUUUUUACAGUAACAAUUUUUAAUUACAAUGAAAAAUACCACAUCGAUAGUAAAAAUAGUAAUUUUCCCAUGAAUACACCCAUUGUUAAAAAAAAAAACAAUGAAAAAAUUGCCGUUUCAAUACACUAACUAAACAACAUUUUCUAUCAGAAACCACAACUGAAAAUGAUGACCGGAACAAAUUUUUUGGGCGAAAACUCAUAAAAAAAACAUGUUAUUAAUACAAAUAAAACAUUUAAAGCAUAAUCACUGGAACAAGCGGCCCACAACCUAAGUAAUACUUAAUGCUAGAAGUGACCCGCUGUUUUCUGGAAUAAUAAACUAUAGGAUCAAUACACCCCUGUGUGCAAUGAUCAUUAGAAAUUAUUAAAUCAGUAAUUAAAUCAUAAUUUUAAUAAAAUUGCUAGUUUCACUGCUAAAUAGUUUACAUCGUUUUUUUGCGCUUACACGGCCAACGGACGGCAUGAGGUACCUUAGCUACCUCCGGGUAGACCACCGAACUCCUUUACAACUAAUUGGUCGGUUUAUCUAAAACAAAACACGUUUAUAACCGAAAUCAUUUAUGAUAUUUAAAAAUAUAAUAUUCAUUCAUAUUAAUCUAUACGUAUAUUUAUGUAUUGAGCACGCGUAUAUACGCGAAUAAGUUUAUAAAUCUAAAGAAAUAUAUCUAUGGGAGUUACCGGUAUUAGAUUGAUCACUACGAGUAUACCUUCGGAACGAGCAGUGAUAAGAUUCACAUUUGUAUUCCGAAAACGACAUCGCAGUCCCGUGAAAUUGUGUCCUCUCUCGAGUAAAGAAUCUUCUUCGUUUAUUUUAUUUUAUUUUUAUUUUUUUUUUUUUUUAUCAUAUUAUAUUCGUUAUCUUGGCUAUUUGAGACCAUCCUUCUUCUAUCGCCACCUUACACUCCUUUCCUUAGCCAACCAUCGUUUCUUAAAGCUAUUAUUAUUAUUAUUAUUAUGCGGUGUCCGAUUAUUAUUAUUUUUUUUUUUCAAAAUUCAUCUAAUAUCAUUGUUACAACAUUAUCUCAUAUUGUUGUCUGCAGUAUUUACGAAUUUAAACGGGAUGAGUUUCGUUUUUCCGUUGGUUUUUCAGAAAAACGUAUUUUUAGUUUUUAAACUUCGUUCAAACGGUUUCCCACCUCUCAUUUUCUGACGGAGAGCAAUUUUUGAAAAUCAAAUGACACCACAAUAUGUAUAUUGUGUACUACUAACGUUUUGUUAUUUAUAUUAUCAUUUGAAGUUUCAGAGCACAAAGAUAUUAAAAACGAUUUCCCGGUUUAUUCCACAUCUCGUAUCAAAAACCUAAAAUGUUAGUGUAAAUAGUGAACUAUAUAUAGACGAUAUUCGAUAUUUAAACAACAAAAUGUUUAUAUUAGUAAUUUUUCAUAAUAUAAUAUUAUUCUGUGACAAAGCCGAAGGUAAAGCCUAUACAUAAGUUACCGUUAAAACCCACUUUAAACUAAACGGUUAUGAAGGUAAAAAAAUAAUAUUAAGUGUACCUACGAUAACUUCGAUUUUAAUUCAAACAUUUAGUAUCAAAUAUGUAAAUUGUCACUUGAAAUAAAUUCGGGUUUAAAAGGAUAAACGUAAACAACAAUUUUGAUGAUCAUCUAUUUAAUAUUUUUGUAGGAUGUAUAAAAUUCUUAAAGUUAAAGAAAGUAAAAAAUCAGUAGAUAUGUUUACACCAGAAUAUCUUCGCUCUAAUGACGAUAUUAAUAAAUUUAAGUAUGAAAUUAACGGUAACAUCUCCAAGAACUCAACUGGAUUUAACACAAAA
Molecule: messenger RNA, 77356 nt
Organism: Cinara cedri
Lineage: Eukaryota; Metazoa; Arthropoda; Insecta; Hemiptera; Aphididae
Source: the annotation of a GenBank genome assembly